GUCAGAAGAGUAUUGGGACGCGGCCUCGUCCAGAUGUGGGCCUGCCUGCCUGGGCGUCUGUGCGGUGAGUUUAACCACAGUGAAAUCUGAGCUUCUCCCGGCCUGGCUCGCUGUAUUUUGGGAUGUUUUACACGGGGCAGGACAAAGACACGUUACCAGGCGGGAUCCCGGAGUGAGCAGAUGUUCGUGCAGUGGGAAAAGAAGAAGAGAGGACAUUGUUUCUGCGGAGGAAAAGGGACCCAGAGACGGUAAGAGCCCGCGGCUUGUCUCGGUAGUUUCUGUGGUUGGUGUUAAAAAUGUGCAGAGCUGGUAGAAACGGAGGAAUUCCUGCAGUCAGGAGUGGAAGUGAAGGACAGCUGACUGGAAAACGAAACGGCUGAUUUAAAGCAGAAGAAGAGUGAAAAUAAGAGUUUAAAGGAGCUUUAAAGUUUACUGACAUUAACUCUGAGCUCUAACUUUAGUCCGAGUUUGUGAUUUACUGCCGUGUCGCCUUCAGGGCUCUCUCCGGGUGUUCCCGAUUUAAUGACAGACCAUCCAAAACAUUAACCACGUGUGGUCGCACAUUAACACCAUCACUGCUGAGUGCUGUCCGAGGGUCCGAGGGGGAAAACCGACCUGUAAAUGUCUGUAUAAGAGAUAUCGAUCCACGAUAUCCAGAAAAGAAGAGUCUGAGAGAGAUGAGACGGAUAAUAGGGACUAGUUUGUGGAAAUGAAUGAGAAUCUACACAGACUUAAUGUCGACUUUUAAUCAUGGUGGUAUCCUAGAUGACAAAAAUAACGCUGCUGUGAGUUCACGAUAAUAAAAGACGAAGAAGAAAAGAGCGGGAAAUGUUAGCUAAAAGAUAGGUUAGUUACUUUCGCCAAAGUAAAAGAUAAGGUCUGAAUGCCAGUUUAAUUAAAAAAAGAUACAUUGAACCCAAUUAAAACAGACACUAAAAUGUUUACUUCAACACUAGGAAGCUGUUUGACUCACGAAAACUCUGCUAACGUUGACGGCUAACGUCAAAUGUUAAAUUCAUAACAGAAGAAGAAUUCUGGUCAACGUUAGCUUGUAAUAGAGAAAGCUGAGAGAUGCACUGGUGGUUUUCUAAACCAAAAUAAUAAAGAAAUCUGCCGUAAAAUUCUUAAACGCUGUCUAAAAAUCACCCAAAUAAAAAAAAAAAAAACAGCUUAGCUAGCGGAAAAUAAUCAGAGACUAGUCGACUAGCAUGAGCUAACUGUCUAAUCAAAACUAGUGGGAAAUGUUAGCUAAAAGAUGGGUUAGUUGCUUUCUAAGAUGUCAUCUUAGCUGUUCACCUGAUCAUAAAGUGACAUUGCCAGGUAGCUAGCUGACUUAAAUAUUAGUGUUGACUAAAGCCAACCAAAGAAAAAGAAUGUUAUUUGCCAGAUAGCUAAUAAAGAACAAUAUGAAACCAGGCUACCAGCAAAAAUACAUGAAGCAUGUUCAACUAAUAAGCCGAUUUAAUCUCAUCUAAAGUGGUAGACUGUAGCUAGUAGGUGAUAUGGGAAAAAGUUUAUCACAAUAUUUUUUGUAUCAGUCGAUAUUGAAAUUAAAUUUUAAUUAAAUCCUCCUCUCCUGUUUUGAUUAGAGAGAGUUAGCAGUGAAAGGAAACUCUGAUAUACCAAACAUUUUGUUCAUAUUUUAGAAGAGACUCCCUCAGAAAUCUCUCCCAUAGUAAUUUUUGUCUCUUGUUGUGUUUUUACCAUCUCUAUUGUGUCUUAUGUCCACCUGAAGAAAGUUCUGUACAGUAUCUAAGGCCUGUGUUAAGAGCUCAGACCGUUCUCUGAUUGAAGUCCUCUCCUUGUCUCCUUGCAGAUAUGGCUGAAAAUGUCCCUGGAUUCAGAUAACUCCUGUGUUGUGCUGUCAACGAGAGACUCCAGGACCUCCUGCAUCUUCCAACCUGCAGAUGAGAAGGAUGACAUCCCAGGAGUGGGAGAGGAGAGGUACCUGACUCAAACUCUGCGCUCACACUUUGAAACUUUUCAGUAGUUUUUAUACUUGAUCUCACUUUGAGUAUCCUGAACUCAAAGUUACAAACACAGUGAAGUCAAACUUGACUCAGCUGUCUGUCCUCCUGCAGCGUCCUGGAGAUGCUGAGCUACUCCAAGUACUCGGACUUGGAGACAUGGCUUUGUAUGCCAUCCUCUCUGCUGCUGUCCAGAGACCUGGACUCCAUCCUCACCUCCUGCUCUACCUCCACCAACUCCUCUUCCUCACAUGCAUCCAACCACUCCUGCAACUCAGCACCAGCAUCCUCCUCCUCGUCUCCGGCCUCCAACCCCCGACACUCCACAUGCAGCGAGCCGGGAGAGAGCAGGACUCACAGGUGGGUUUGUGGUGGUGGACUUUGAAGGUCAACUUCAGGUGUUUAAAGAUGACAGGGGGGGGUUUUAAUCUGUAUUUAUACAUGCAAACAUUUUCAGUCUGAUAGACCCCAUGUGUCCUUUUUAAAUGAUGUUUAAAGUUCUGCUGCACUGUCCCUCUAAAAAGUGCAAACUGUGGUCACUUCAGAGUCUUCUCCUCCUACUUCUCCUCCUCUUCCUCAUUGUUCCCCAGUUGCUGCAGCUCAUAAAGUAUUUGUGUGGCUCCAUGGUGAUGGCGGCUAUGUGGGGAGAGAUAAGCGUAAAGGCUGCAGGGAGUCUGAGAGGAAACAUGGGCGUUUAUAGAUUUGGGAAUUGCGUUGCUGGUGUGAGGAAGUGUGGUCAUUAGGAGUGUUUGUUGAAUAGCUGCAGGGGCUCUGUAGGUGGAGGCACCGGGAACAUAAAGGAGCAGAUUAGUUUGGACUGAUUGUAGGUAAUUACAAGACGAGAGUGGAGGAAAGUUUGAAGCUGCUUUUAGAAGAAGUGGAAGACUGAAAGACUGCGGCUCCAUCUUUGACAUUUGGAGCAUCAUGACUUAAAAAGAGGACAAAGGAGACCUGGAACUGUUAAAGGUCAAGAUUUCACUCUCCAGACUCCAGAAACUGGUCUGCUGGGUAGAUCUGUCCCAUCCAUGAACCAGUAGAAAAUGACGCCUUUCUGGUGGUCAAACUUUUGUAAACUUUGAGUUUGUUAUUAAGGAAGAUAAAAAAAACAGCUGAGAAAACUUUUGUUAGAAUUCUUUUGGGGUCAAGUCAUAUUUUCACCAGACUGUAAACCUGGAGGUUCCUUCAAAUCACAUUUAAAAUGAGCAGAAAUGAAUCAUAAAACACUCAAAACAAAGUCAGUUUUUGUUUCUGCUGCGUCCAAACUUUAUAACAAUGUUUGAUAGUUUAUCAGCAGGACUCUUCCACUGCAGAGAAGGUCUCCUGGUGUCCCUCUCUGUCUCGUACAGAGGUGUCAGUAUAAUUUUCAUUACCUGCUGAAACGCCUCACAGAAGCUUUCAAACCUCAGAUGAUUUAAGCAUCUGACUGGUAUGGACAUUUGAUCUCCUACUUUAGCUGGAGGUUUCCUUUCUCCUGACACAAAGGCUCUGACUGAUCAGACGGAUAAACUCUGAUACUGUUGAGUCCAGGUACACUCAGGUACAGAGUGGGGUAAGCUAACACCUCUGCUGAACACCUGAGAGGAACUCUUCCUGCCGUGGACCUCUUCUCCUAGUUUACUCCUUUCAAACGCUGAGGAUUUGGAUUUUUAAAACCCAACUUGAUCUGUUGAAGUGCGCUGGUCACACAUGUUGAGCCGGGCUCAGCUGCUGGACUUUGUUUUCAGGAGGAAAAAGCCGAGAAGUGGUCGGGUUUGGAGGUCCUCCUGGUGGAGCUGCAGCUAUGAGGUUUCAGAGAUCAGGUAUCAGGAGGACGCAGCAGCUGGACGUGUUUUUACUCUCUUAGAGGAGGCUCCAUGAACAGUCUUUAUGUGACAUGGUCUUCUGAAGAUCAUGACCUUCUCUCUCUGUUGGUUUCUCUGCUGCAGGUCAUCAGAGGAGAUGCUCUUCCUCCCCAUCCUCUCCUCCACCCCUGCUGCUCCUCCUGCUGCAGAGACGACGGUCGGGGACUCCUCCACCUCCCACGGCGGGGUCAGCAUCAGGAAAAGGAGACGACUCGCUGCCAGUCCAGGAGGACUCCACUGGAACUCUGCAGGUGAGACCAGAUCUGGUAGAUAGUGGAGUUUAACACAGACCCCCCGUCUUCUUCUACUUCUUCUUUAUGUGAGGGUGAAAACAGCCAUGAAAUCCCCCUGUCUGAAUCCAGCCUGUGUGUGUGUUUGUGUGUCUCUGUCAGCUGCAGUGUUGUGUACAUGUUUACAUUCUACAAAUACAGAUGCUGCACAACGAUCACUUUCGCUGUGAGCCGAUGGGGGGCAGCAUUCAGAAAAAAUCUUUGUUUCAGAUCAAUCGUGGAUAAAUGAGGAAGUGUUUGAGGUCAUGUGACUGACUGCUGUCAUGUUCCUGUUGCACGUGUGUUCAGUACAGAUUUAGCAGCUCUUUCAUUUCCUUUUUUCUUUUCUCAUUUUUAUUCUCUCUUUUCUUUUCUUUUGUUCUUUUUAUUCUUUUUUCUUUAAUUUCCUGUCUUCUUUCUUUUUCUUUUUUAUGUUCUUUUUAUUCUUCUUUUUCUUUGCUUUUUUCUCUUAUUAUUUCCUGUCCUUUUUCUUUUCUUUUUUCUUUUUUUCUUCUUUUUCUUUUCUCUUUUUCUUUUAUUAUUUUCUGUCCUUUUUCUUUAUUUUUAUUCUUCUUUUUCGUUUUUUUAUUUCCUGUCCUUUUUCUUUUCUUUUGAUCUUUUCCUUUUACUUUCCUUUAUUUUCUUUCCCUUCUGUUUCCUUUCUGUUGUUUUUUCUUUUCUGUUUCUCUUUCCUUUCCUUGUCUUUUUAUUUUUAUUUUCAUUCUCUUGUUUUCUUUCUCUCCUUUUUUCUUUUUUUAAUUUUCCGUCUAGUUUUCCUUAUCGUCAUUUAAGUCUCUAUGAUAGUUUUAAUAAAGAAAUCACGUUUUCUUUUAAACUCUGAAAAUCACAUUUUACCCCGACAUUAAAAAUGAGUUUUAAAAGGAGGUGGAAAUGUCUCAGGAUGUUUGUGGGCUGAUUUUUACAGCUCUGCUCUUUCACUGAAACAGAAACUGUAGAAUCACAUCUGCGCUGGUUUUAUUAGUUUUACCAGUUUUUACUCUGGGAUUCAGGUGAUAACAGGAGUCAGUGAUGGUUAAAUUCAGGAGUCAGUGAUGGUUAAAUUCAGGUUGGCGGUGAUGUUGUGGACGUGCCGUCGGGUCAGGAAUGUCUCAGACUCUUUCUCCUCUGUUGUUCUUGUUUACUCUGUCCGAGGCUUCACUUCCUGUGUUGGUGCGUCCGUCUUUUAGCUCCACCCUUCAGGAGAAUGAUAAUUAACUUCCUGCUGAUUAAAGUCGGUCUCCUCCUCGUCACUCUGAAUCUUUGAGGAUCGGAGUUUAAAAUAGCCUCAGUGCCAGAAAGAGUAAACACAUUUAGACUACGUUUGUCCGUCAGCUCUGAAUUUAACCCUCAAACCAGAUUAAAUUAAAUUAAUUCAGAUUCAAAUCCAUCAGAAUUAAAAACACAAACUCUGAUUUAAAACAGACGCAGAGCGGAGAGAUCAGUCUGCAUGAAAACUGACAUGUCUCUUUGGUGUCUGUCCUGACGAGGUCGACCUGACGGGUGUUUUUUAACGUCUGUGUUCAGACAGAAAAAUCAGUUUAAUAUUUCAGUUUGACUUUAGUCCACCAGAGGGCGCUCUUCAGCUGCACACACACCGGCCUGGAGAUGAUAAAAACACACACUCAGACUCUGUUCAGCAGAUAUUAACACAGAAUUAUUAACUAAAUUAAUAAUAUAAGAGUUAAUCAUUUAUACUGACUUCUGAUUGGCUGGAAUAUUAAUGAGCUUCAGUUGGUUAUUAAAGCCUCACUCACCCUCUUCUUCUUCUUCUUCUUCUCCUGAUUUCAAACCUCAGCAACAUAAAUAAAGACUUUGAUCCAGAUCACUGAGUUGAAGCUUUGUUUAAUUUUUUUUAAUUAAAUCUAAGGUCAGGAUUAAAAUAAUAAACAUGUCAGUUCAUUGGUCACAAAUAAACAAGUAGAAAAAAAUCACACAUAAAUAUUAAUUAUUUAAUGAAUUAAAAAAGUAGUCAGUAAAAUAUUUAUAGUAGAAGUCAAAAUAAAAAGAUUUGUGUGAAUAAAUCAAUAAAAAUAUGACAUUUAAUAAUAAGGAAAUAAAAGCCUUCAUGUAGUUCUCUCUCUGUCCUCCGGGUGUCCUAACCAGCUCUCUUGUUUAAUCAUGUCAGUAAAUGUUCGUCAAUGUUCAUUCGUUUUCUCUGCUGUCGUUGCUUUCAGAGUUUAUCUCCUCCAGUCGAACCUUCGACCCUCCUCCUGACUCUCUCUCCCACUCUUCCUCACUGAACUCUGAUCUUCCCUUCCUGUCCCUCAGCUCAGCGCAGACCUCUUCUUCUGCAGGUCUGAUCAGCGUCUGUCUGAUAUCACCGAACAACACAUCCUUUUACUGUUUCUCACCUCAUGAAGAUUUAAUGCAGCAGCUCAGGUAGUCAGCUGUCCUGCAGCCCGACACCUGAUCUCUCUCUCACACACACGCUCACGCACACACACACACACACACACUCACACACACACACACACACACACACUCUCACACACACUCACACACACACACACACACACACACACACACACACACACACACACUCUCUCUGAAUGGAUGGAAACAGAACACCUGUAGAGUAAAUUGGAGGCUCUUUGCAGAAAAACCUGCAGACGGAGGUUUUGAUAUCUGACUUUAAAUAGGAGCUGGGAAGUCUCUCUCUCUCUCUCUCCUUUCUCUCUGACCUGUUUCUGCUAUCAGUUCCAUCCAUGAACAUGUGGACAUGAUCGUUUUCUCAUCAGGACUCCAAAAAUAUGAUAAAUGAUAAUCUGAAAGAGAAAUAAAGAAAAAGUCGAAAGAUGUUUGUUUGAUGACAAAAAGUUAAAAAAGUUAAAAAUCUGCUCUAACAGAGUGUUUACGCUGGAUUCAAGCUUCAGAACGGAGACUAGAACUGUUCAGGUCAGAUGUCACACACUUACUUUCCUCUGUGUGUGUGUGUGUGUGUGUGUGUGUGUGGUGUACAGUAUCAUCAGUGUCUCUGGUUUCUCUCCUCCAGGUUCGGUGCAGCGGGACUUCUGGUCACCUGACUCAUCUCAGGUAUCAGCGAGGACAGCAGGAGGUGGACAGGGAGGAGGCGCGAAGAGUCUCCCCCUGACAGAUGGAGGCGGGGCGGCGUGGGGCAGCGAGCGGGCGGUCCUGAGAAAGACGGUUUCAGUCGACGAUCGUCUGCUGCAGCCGGCAGGUAGAGAACAACCUCACCUGAGACUGCUGAGCCGCCUGGAGAGAGGGAGGAAGAAACUCCGCAACAUCAGAGUGAGUCUGUCUUUUUAAGUGUCUCUGUAGACCUGAGGGAACCCACCAGACCAGGUUCUGUAGACCUGAGUGAACCCACCAAACCAGGUUCUGGAGUUUAAUCGAGGGUUUCAGCUGCUCAACAGUUCAGGGUCUCCUUGGUGUUGUUGUCAGAAUGUGGUUUGGGAUCAUUUGAAGGUCUUUCCUGAAAAAGUCUUUGUCUGGAUGGACGCAGAUGUUCCUCAUAAACCUGGAGAUAUUGUUUAAAACUGAGGAUGCAGCAUCUAUGAUUUCAAGUUCUACGUUAAAAGGCGAAACGUCCCAAGUAAGUCCAGUUGUCCUUUCCAAAAGAGUUUUAGACUUUGAUCCACCAGACUUUAGGACAGUUCACGGACAUGCCGUGACUCCAACUACAGAGUCAUGAUGCUCCUAAACCUGGAGAUUUAGUUCAGCAUUAAUGGAGCCUUCACAGAUGUCCCCCAGACCAUCAGGGAUACUGGAUUUGGACUGAGAACAAAGCCGAGUGGACUCUCAGCUUGACGUUGAGUUUUGUCGGCCUGUUUUCAGUGUGUAUGUUGUUUUCUUUAGUGUGUAUUUUUUUGUGUGUAUUUGGUUUUGAGCGUUGACUCUUCUCCCUGACCCUCUGUGCUUAAAUCUGUCACACCUCCUGCUGGCUGGUUCUGCCGUCCGUCUGUGUUGUGUUCUUGAGAGUUAAACUGGACCUGGGUGAGCCUCCUCGGUUACACACUCACGCUCACAGUGACUCACACACACACACACACACACACACACUGACACACACACAGCCGGCUCUGCAGGCUGACACACAGAUGGAGGAAUAAAUCUGCCCAAAUUAGAGGCUUUUGACGAAUUCUCAUUAAAGAAGUGUCCGAAGGACAAAGAUCUGACGUCAGAGACACAUUCAUGAGGAAGAGGAGUGAGGCUGUGAGGAGCUGAAAAUACACCAGAGAGUGUGGAGAGAGGAGCAGGAGGGUCAUUAAAGCUGCAGUGAGUGACUUCUCAUCUGUGGAAGAUACAAAAGAGGAGGAGAGAGGGGAGAUGAGAGGAGGAGAAGAGAGGAGAGGAGCAGGAGGGCUAUUAAAGCUGCAGUGAGUAAGUUUUCAUCUGUGAGAAAUACAAAAGAGGAGGAGAGAGAGGAGCAGGAGAGGAGAGGAGGAGGAGAGAGGAGCAGGAGGGUUAUUAAAGCUGCAGUGAGUAAGUUUUCCUCUGUGGAAGAUACAAAAGAGGAGGAGAGAGGAGCAGGAGAGGAAAGGAGGAGGAGAGAGGAGCAGGAGGGUUAUUAAAGCUGCAGUGAGUAAGUUUUCCUCUGUGGAAGAUACAAAAGAGGAGGAGAGAGGAGCAGGAGAGGAGGAGAAGAGAGGAGAGAGGAGCAGGAGGGCUAUUAAAGCUGCAGUGAGUGACUUCUCAUCUGUGAGAAAUACAAAAGAGGAGGAGAAGAGAGGAGCAGGAGAGGAGAGGAGGAGGAAGAGGAGAGAGGAGCAGGAGGGCUUUUAAAGCUGCAGUGAGUGACUUCUCAUCUGUGGAAGAUACAAAAGAGGAGGAGAAGAGAGGAGCAGGAGAGGAGGAGAAGAGAGAGGAGAGGAGCAGGAGGGUUAUUAAAGCUGCAGUGAGUGACUUCUCCUCUGUGGGAGAUACAAAAGAGGAGGAGAGAGCAGGAGAAGAGGAGAAGAGAGGAGAGAAAGAUGAGAAGGAAUAGAAGAGGAGCAGAAGGGUUAUUAAAGCUGCGGUGAGUGACUUUUCAUCCAGGGAAGAUACAAAAGAGGAGGAGGGAGGAGGAGCAGGGAGAGAAGAGGGAAAGAAGAGAGGAGAGCAGGGAGAUGAGGAUUCAUGAAUCUGCAGAUCCUUCACCGGUAAGUAACUCUUCUUAGUUUAAGGCAGGAAGAGGAGCAGCAGCUGGAGGAGGAGAGGAGGAGGAGCAGAAGAGAGGAGAGGAGGAGCAGAAGGGAGGAGAGGAGUACGAGAAAAGGAGAGCAGGAUGAGAGAGGAGAAGAAGAAGGAGAGAUGAGAGCAGGGAGAGGAGCAAAGGGAGGAGAGGAUAGCAGGGAGAGAAGGAGAGGGGAGCAGGAGGACAAGGAGGAGAGGAGAGAGGAGAGCAGAAGAAGGAAAGAUGAGAAGAGAGAAGCAGGAGGAGGAGGAGGUGCAGACCUCUUUUGCUGCUGAGUCCCAAAGUUAAUAAAGGACCCACCAGGUCUGGCUCAGGGUCGACGUUGAGGUUCUGAUGUCAGCAUGGUCCUUUUUCAAAUCUCUUGGUUUAUGGAAACUUUUGUUUUGAUGACCUGAAACUCAGAUUGUUUCCAAAAGUCAAACAAGGAGAGAAGAAAAUGAAUUUUGAAGUAAACCUCAGAGUUGAAGUUUAGUCACAGAUGUCUCUAAAGGUCGUUAUCACAGAUCCUCAGAAUCAGACAAAGACGAAGAGCCGGCCUGAAAUAUCACCAACACCUCAAGUCAAAUAUGGUCGAGAGCUGCGCCUCUAAAUGGUGUGGAAUCAUGAACUAUGGAUGUUCUGGAUCGACUGAAGGACCACAGGGAGCUUAAAUCUGCAGCAGUGAGGCUUUGACUUCCUGUUUCAUAAACGAGGCUCCUGAGGAGAGAGAGGGAGAGCAGACGGGUGAGAUGAGGUGACUGCUGCACAAACCUUCACAGUUAAGAGGGAGGGAGAGUAGAGUCAGUAAUAAUAAUAACAGUGAUUAGAGGAAAAGGAAAUACUCCAACUCUUUAAAACAAGGACAGUUACAUAACUGCAGCUCCCAUCAAAGAAAGGUGUUUAUUCACAGCUCUCCAAAUGAGCUGCUCAGGUCAAGAUUUCCUCAUCAGAGGUCACGAUCACUUUAGUCAACAGGUUUUUGAACACUGUUGCUUAGCAACUGAACACCUGAAAUAAGGGAAUUCAUUUGAAUACGUUUGAAACGGUGAUUUGAGGUUUUCUGCUUUCUAAUGUCCUGAGAUGAUCCAGAACAAACCCGAUUCUUUAUCGAUUAAAGGUCUGAGAUGAACAUGCUGACAUUCAAACCAGGAGCCGGCUCAUUAAUCAACGUCUAAUUAAACUAAAAUACCUCAGUAUGAACGUCUUCUUGAUUGAACGGUUCGAUGUCUUUUUUCCUGUCCUCACGUUAACUGAUUUUUUUAGACUUUGAGAGUAAAAACAGAAAGAUCCUCUGAACCCGACUAAAAAACUCAGAUGUCUGAAAAACUCUCCGUUUUGUUUGAACUAGGGCUGGGCAUUAUGGGAAAAAGUUUAUCACGAUAAAUAUUUUUUUCAUAUCAGUUUGAACAAAGUGAAGAAUAAUCCAGAGAGGCAGGAAGCGUUUCUGUACCCGGCUGUAAACGGGUUUAUUCCUGCUGUAAAGUUGGUCUCUUUAACAUGGAGCUCUAUGGGGACUUACUCACUGUUUAGGAUGGCCCCUAGUGGACACUAAAGGAACUGCAGUUUUUGGGACUUUUGUAAUGGCUUCAUUUUCUAACAGUGAGAGUUUUGAACCUCACGUGUCCAGUCCGGGUCCAGUCCUUCUGACUGAUGGACCUUCUGAUGGGUCCUGUUUUAUCCUGUAGUUGGUUCUUCCAGACUCUGAUGGAGUCCUCCUUCUCCUCCCUCUCCUCCUCCUCCUCCUGUGUGUGAACAGGUGGAGGUGACUUCACAGACCUGAAUCUGUUGUUUUCUAUUUCUCGGUUCGAUCACGGUUGUGUAAUCACAGGACGAACGAGGACAAACUGAAAUGUUCACUGACCUCGAAGCUGCCACCUGCAGGGAUGGAUUUCUCCGUCUGCUGUUAUAAAGGGAGGAGCCAACAACAGUGACUUUGGAUCAGCUGUUUGAUCCUCCUCAUCUUCAACAUCAUGUCCCUCUGAGAUGAAUCAGUACCUCUGUGUCAGUCAGUCAGUGUAUAUCGAUGAAUCAUGGACUUCAUGAUCGAUGAAUCAGGGCUGGAGCUGAGUGAUCCAUCUGAGAUCUGAACGUUCGGAGUCUUUUUAAAGCUCUGAGUGGGAUUUUUGGAGGAUAUGACGCUGUGUGAUUGAUAUUUGAGGGUCCCUGAUGUCCAGUGUGUCUUCUACCGUCAUUAUUAUCACGUUUAUUUUCUGACUCUGACGGACAGGUUCACUUUUUAAAAUCACAACCUGGUUUAAAUAUGAAAAGAAGUUAGUUCUGGUUCAGGUCUGGACCAGGUCUUGGUUAAGCUGCUACAGGUAUAGACUGCAGGUAGUACUGGAGCCUCUUUCCAUCCAUCUCUCUCCUCUCUAGACAAAGAGAAUCUAGAAUUGACUCUCUCAUAGCUAACUAUCUAGAAGGAUAAUUGUUUGUGUUAUUGUGUAUUUUUACGUCACAUAUAUGCGUGUACCAACAUUACAGAGUAGGACUUUUAAUUAGUGUUUUGCUGAUUUCCAUGACAGCAGAACCUCUUGGACCUGAAGUGAGGGUUAUCAGGACUCAUUGGGUCCAGGGUUUCUCAGAGGGAGGUAAAAACAGGAACAUCUAGACUUGAAGGAUUCUCACUGCUCGGUGAAUCUGUUCGGGUCGAAGGUUUCCUCUAAAGAAGGUGCUACUCUCUGAGGGUUUUUGAUUUUCCAGUCCGUAAAAACAUGCUGGAGUCGAUCAUCCUGCUCAGAGGGAGUGAUGUCAGUGCGUUUGUGUGUCUGUCUCUGAUGAUGGACAUGUCCUCUGGUCUUUUCUCUGCCGUCUGCAGAGUUUGAUUGAUCGGCCUCCGUCCCUGUCCUCUCUCUAACUGGGUUUGGUCUUCUCUGAGGAUCAUCUGUCCCAGAACACGGUGUGUGUGAUCUGUGACUCACUCUGAAGAUGUCUCAGAAACACGUCGUUACUGCCUCUAUAAUCUCCCGUCAUUACAUCGACUGAAGCAGCUCCUGUUGUAAUCACAGGGUUGUUCCUCUGAGACGACCGUUGAUGCCUCUGACUUUUUCAGGUAAAAAAAAAGCGGAUCGGUGCGUCCUUAGUAUGAACCCGUGCAUGUGUUGUGUCGCUGAAAUGCUUGAUCUUAGUUUUACAAUACUUGCUCUCUGUGUGCAUCACGUCCAGCUCAGUGUGUCGGAGGAUUCGGUAAAAAGCGAAAUGACGCCAAACUUUAGCUUUUAGCGAAGACAGGGCUGGUUGGAUCUCCUUUUCCUCCAUCUUUGUAGUUCCCUCUUUGUUUUGGUGCUUUUGGCAAAUGCGUGCGUUCCGGAACCAGCUGCGUGGUGACGUCAGGACGUCCCGGGUGGUUACAAAAUGAAAGUGGAUAUUUUAAAUUUUUUAAAUUGAUUUUUGGACAUUUUUGGAUCUUAAAAUGAUUUUAAUUUUUUUUUCACAUUAAAGAGAAAAUGUUCAGAGGUUUUCAUCUCACUGUGACUGAACUCCAGAACCUGCAGGAUCCAUCUGUUCGACGUCGACAGGAAAACUUUAGGGGGAAGUUUUCGUCUGUUCACAAUCAAACGUCCGGUUCACUCUGCAGAGUUUUGAUCGCGUGUGAAUACAGUUCAUGAUGCUGUGAGGACAGAAGAUCACAUUCACGAAAAUGAACUGCGUCCUCCUUCCUGUCCCCGUGCGUCUGUUUGUAGCGUCGAAGACCGUCUGGUGUCUUUCUGCUCUGGUGUCUCGGUCAAUAAGAGUCUUCCAGGUAACACAGGCAGCCAUGUGUGGGCUCAGAGACUCAAACAUGUGCUCGCUCCUGUUUACCUCGCCGUCAUAAAACCGCGGCUCAGCGGCGCAGCAGGUGGUGGAGCACAGUGAGCCUCCAUGCAUUAUGCAGGACGGUUUCUCCCUCCUGGACUCCUCCAGUACGGCUCUUUAAAAACCAGCUGCACACCUGUAAACCUGCCUGGAUGUGUCCUGCAGUUAUUCCCAGUUUCAUUUUCCACCAAACGCAGCGUCAGAGUUUCUCCACCUGAGGCUGUUUUCCCUCCGCAGGCGUCUGAGUAAUUUAUCCAGAAAACAAUCCCUCACAAAAACACCAGCCUGGUAUUACAAAACCGGUCUGAGUCAGGAGGCGCUGUGAUCUGUUUCAGAGAGGAACUAUGAGAAACUUCAUCAACACCUCCUUCAGGAGUUCACAGUGAAGCAGCUCCACUGACAGGACACUGAGAUGGACGGAGGUAUCGGGUUCGACAUGAAGAACUCAGAGCUGUAUUUACUGCAGAGGCGUGCUCCUCUGAACUGUGAUCCGUAGUCUGUGUGUGAAGACGCACUCGCUCCUCUGAGAGGGUCCAAUCUGCAGCUGUUUCCCCCCUCAGCACCAGCAGGGGGCGAGCUCGUCCUCCUCUCUCCUCCUCUGGACUCUCACCUCCUCAUUUGGAGAUCUUUUGGUCUCUGCUGCAGCUCUGAGACUCUGACGAAGAUCUUCAUUUCUCAUAUUUCAUCGUUUGAGAUGAGCUUCUUCGACGAUCUGAUCAGACUGCAGCCGCCUCUCUGCUCCUUUACUCCUGCAGGAGAUCCAGACUGUGAAGGAACUGAAGGAAGAGGAGUCCUCCGCAUGGCUGUGUGUGUGUGCGUGUGUCUCCUUCACCUCCCUGACUGAUACUGUGAGCUGCUGGUCUGUCCGAGUCCUCAGGUUUAACUUCUCAUGUUCUUCUAGACUCUAGAAUCUAGAGGAACAAUCAUGGACACCUCCUCUUUGAGGGUUUGAAGGACCACCUCCAGGUCCAGGACCAUCAUCCCUGUUGGUAUGGGGAUCAUCAGAGUCCAGAUCUGUCUGUGUUCACUCAUGUAAAGUCUUUGACACCCUUGUUCUCAGACCUCCCUCUGUCUUUUUUAGCAGUAUCGAUCGGCGAACAGCUGAUGAGUUUGUUUGCCGCAGAUGAGGUGAUGCGAGGUGAGCGGCGGGCUGACAGCCGGCGCCUGCUUUCUGUCAUGGCGGCCGUGCGGAAUAGAAAUACAUGUUCCAUACAUGAGUCCAGCACAGGAGGGAUCUGUGCGCGCGUCCUGUUUACUCGCAAGAUUUCUGCGGCGGCCCGUCUUUGCACACAAACGCUCACAAACACCCUCACAGUGGAGUAUUAAGCAGGCGGAGUCCCGCGGGGCUAAUCAUAUCAGAGCAGCAGUCAGCCAGCUCUGUCUGAACAUCCAUUAAGCUGCUGCGCUGCACCCAAUCCUCCAUGAAUCACCCCACCGUGAAAUAUUAGCUCCAUAAAUUCAGACUGCCAUCUUAUUAAGCCUAAUCCCUUAAAAAAACACCUCCACCUCAGCGGAGCCGGGUUUGAAGGACUGCAGACACCCCCCACCUCACCGCUGGAGCAGACUGGAGCAGACUGGAGCUCCUGCACAGACCAGGAGGGUUCUGACCAAAACAGGAGAAUAUCUCUGAGAGCUGAAAAUGUAUCUGAUCAAAGCAGACAAAUCAAUCAGUCCUCAGGAGAGACUGAGCAAAGACAUGGAGCUUCAACAGGGGGCGCUAACGUUCUCACUGUAGAUCCUCAUCAGGUUUCUGCUUUAUUGUUAGAGCGCACAGAUGUUAAACCGAAGAAUUCACAUUCAUGUGACCCCCAAUUUCAACCGCAUCCGGAACGGCUACGAAAAGGCCGCAUCUGUCGAUCGUAGCUGAUCGUAACCAUUCAAGUUAACGUGUCAAUUUACACCGACUUCUUUCCGUUCCUCUGCGGAUCGCCGGACUCCUCAGCUGAUCACAAGAGUUCUAUUUUUUCCAGACGCUGGAGCAUGGCGGAUAAAUUCAGCACAGAUUAACCCGUGCUGGAAAGGAAGUCGGGCACAGACACAAAAUAAAACAUCCGGCUUCUUUUCAAAAUAAAACACUCUGUGUUUCAGGAGGAUCGUAUUUCACACCAUGCAAACGGGCGGAGACGAACAAGUGAAAGGUUUUUAGACGUCACAAUCUACUGCUUAUAUGUCUAUGUGUCUGUCUUUAUAGAGACAACUCAUUAUCGUACGAUUGCACGUGAAAUUCCUCUCACAAAUGGCGGAUCAUAUUUCUCACCAUGCAAAUGUGUGCGGAGACAAACAAGUGAAAGGUUUUUAGACGUCAUUUCACCCCGAUGACACCAUGGAUGAGGAGAUGCUGAUUCUAGAAGUCUAGAAGUAGAUUUCCUCCUCUGGAAGGACACAAUCUACUGCUUAUAUGGUUAGCCUCUGUGGCUAAAGACAACUUGUUAUCGCGCGAUUGCACGUGAAUCCGCGGGUUCUUGUGAGUUCUCACGAUUCCUGCAAUUUGCCUCACAAACAGAUCCUGUAUUAAUUGGCGUAUGGCGAAAAUCCCUGUUCCGGAUGCGGUGGAGUAUUCAUGUUUGGAGAAAGCCUCUAGUGGAGAGUCUGGGAACUGCCGUUUCGCUUUAGUGUCAUAUUUUUAAACAGUCUCGUUUAGACAGCACCUCGAUUAUCUGUUCAUAAUGAGAGAAAACUUUGAUUUUCAACAGUUCUGUCAGGCUGCGAAAUGAAAACAUCCACCGGGGUUUAACUCCUGCUUUUGAUCAUCUGUGAUCAUAGUGAGUGAACUGGUUUUAAUCUGCUUUUACUGCAGAAAAAUGUGAUUAUUGAGGAUCGCUCUGAAAAACAUCGUCUUUAAAACCUAAAAUAUAAACUUAAAAGUGAUCAUAGUGGCUCUGCUGUCAGGAAGGAUUCAGAUUUUGUUGUUUGGUGUAAAGAAACGUUUCCUACUCAGUGCAGUUCCUCUCUUUCUAUCGUAAGUCUAUCUUUAGACCCUCUGAAGAUGUCGGCGUCUCUCUGUUUUCUUCCGGUUUAGCUCCGUUUGUUGUGCAUUAGCUCGGAUGAACCCGAGCGAGCGUGUUUGAUCAGCUGGAUGUCUCUGACUGAACUGACUCACGGUCGUGUUGUUGUUCUGCUCGAUUUUCCUCGUCUUCACGGUGACGAUGUUCAGCCAACACUUUCACAGCGAUCGGUGAUUCAUGAACAAACAUGUUUGUCUUCAGUGGUGCGCUAUUGAACAGGAGGCUAUGAAAAGACAGCAACAUUCAUCAUGGACGACCUUUGACCCCUCUGAUGAGACCGACUCUUAUUCCCUCUGUGGGAACCUUUUCUUUAGUUCGGCAGGAAGGAGAACCGUCCUCGCUCAGACCAAUCACAAACUUUCUUUCUGGAAAUCCUGGACGUCAUGGUUUUACAGAAAAUCGUAAUCAUGAUUUUUAGAGAAAUUAUGAAUAAAAAAUAAUCAAAACUGACUAAUUUGAACAUAUAACAUCCCCCCCCCCCCAUAAUUCUGACGGCUCUACUGACAGCAGACAGCUGGACCCCCCCCCCCCCCACACACACACACACACACACACACACACACACACACUCUUCACCGUCCUAAUUUGAACAGAGCUUUAUUUUGAUAUUAGCCCAGAGGGGGACUGUAGCGGGCCUGUUGGCCUCUGGACCGGGUUAAUUAGCUCAGAAAAGCCACCAUUCAUGGCCGGGCCGAGCGCCUGCAGACGGAGGAGACAGAGCUGAGCCCCCCCCCGGCAGCCGCCGCGGGGUCUGGCACCCCUAAGCGCUGCCUGGCAGGCUCGAACGCGGCGUGAGUGACAGGCAGAGUGGCAUGAGUACGGAGACGGGGAACGCUGAGGAGGUUUUGGAAGAAGUCAGGAGAGACAAGGUGGAUGAAACAGAGGAGGAGAUGAGGUGACUAUUGAGAAAUGAGGCUUUGAUUGGGAUUCAGCAGGAGGAGAAGGUGAGAGGAGAGCAGGGAGUGGAACAGGAGGAGGAGAGAGGGAGAGGAGGAGGAGAGAGGAGACUGAGCUGGAGGAGGAAAAAGAAGAGCAGGGAGAGGAACAGGAGGAGGAGAGAGAAGAGCAGGGAGAGGAACAGAAGAAGGAAAGAGAAGAGGAGCAAGAGGAGGAGAGAGAAGAGACUGAGCUGGAGGAGGAAAAAGAAGAGCAGGGAGAGGAGGAGGAGAGAGGAGAGCAGGGAGAGGAGGAGAAGGAGAAGGACGAGAGACUUAGCUGGAGGAGGAGAAAGAAGAGCAGGGAGAGGAACAGGAGGAGGAGAGAGAAGAGCAGGGAGAGGAACAGAAGAAGGAAAGAGAAGAGGAGCAAGAGGAGGAGAGAGAAGAGACUGAGCUGGAGGAGGAGAAAGAAGAGCAGGGAGAGGAACAGGAGGAGGAGAGAGGAGAGCAGGGAGAGGAACAGGGGGAGAGAGGAGAGCAGGGAGAGGAACAGAAGGAGGAGAGACUUAGCUAGAGGAGGAGCAAGAAGAUACUGAGCUGGAGGCGGAGAGAGGAGAGCAGGGAGAGGAACAGGAGGAGGAGAGAGAAGAGCAGGAAGAGGAGCAGGAGGAGGAGUGAGAAAUAGGAGAGCAGGGAGAGAAGCAUGAGGAAGAGAGGAGAGCAGGGAGAGGAGCAUGAGGAAGAGAGGAGAGCAGGGAGAGGAGCAUGAGGAGGAGAGAGAAGAGUAGGAAGAGGAACAGGAGGAGGAGGAGAGAGAAACAGGAGAGCAGGGAGAGGAGCUGGAGUUAGAUUAGUGUCUGAUAACACUCCUUAUCUCUGCUGACUCCCUCACUGUGAUCAUUCUGUCCCUCUGCUAAGUGACCUCCUCCUUUCCCUGCUCUCUUUUCCCCCUCCUCCUGUUCCUCCUCCUGUUUCUCCUCCUGCUCUUACUCCUCAACCACUGUUCCAGGUUCAGUCGAACAGCAGCUCUGAAUGUAUUUCUCCUCUUGUGUGUCUCCUCCUGAUGAACCCUGAUAUCCUCCGUUUCAUUAAUUCACACUGAGCUUAGCGUUUUGCUCUUACACACAGUUACUGAUAAAGAGUUAAAGGUCAGGCGCGCCCCCGCUCCAGCCAAUCAGCUGACAGCAUUAAUUAAGGCUGGUGUUGGUUUCUCAGCAGAAAGGAUGUCCUCUGACAUUAAAGUACUCUUAAAGAGAGAGGUGGUGCUGAACAUGUCCUGACAUUCAGAGGAGGAGGAGGAGGAGGAGGAGGAGGAGGUCUGAAUCAGAGUCAGGUCAGCAGAGAGGAAAAGGCUGCAGCUCUUUGAUAAUGCAGAUUUAUCAACGAGAGACACUUUAUCACACAAAACCAAACUAUAAAAGCAGAGAAACCUCCGCACAACAGGAGAAAAGACACAAACGCCAAAACCAAAGAUUAUAUUAAUGCAAAAAACACUGACAUGCACACAGACAUGCAUUCAUUUACAGUUUAACACAUGAAAUAAGAAGAUAUCCUCAUGCAUUAUAAAGAUUCGGGCAAAUGAAGAUCCAUGUGUGUGCAAAGAUAUUGAUAUAAAAUAAAGACCAUAAAUAUAACAAAGAGGAUGAAUGCAAAACAGAUCUAUUUACGAGUAAAGCAGACAUCACAUAUACAAUAAACACGUACAUGCAAAAAUAAACCUAUUUAUGGAGGAAAUAACAGAUGAUACACAUGCAGACAGAUGUUCUUCAGUUUUAAACCAGUUUUUAUUCAUGCAAACACAGAUUUUAAACAUCCUGCAGGAAACAAUCACAGCAGUAAUGAUUUCUCGCAGAGUUCAGCGCGUCCUUUCCUCUAAGAGAGGCAGACGAUUAAACUGAAAAGUGUCUGAACCGUUUAAGGUAAACUGAGCGAAUGUGAAAUGAAGGAUUCAUUAAAGAUGAGAACAGCGUCUCAAACUGCAGCAACAAAUAAACACAAACUCUUCAUCUGUGUGAGCGUCAAUAAAAAAACACUUCAAGUGUAAAGAGCAGAAAGAAAUGAAGAAGGAGCUGAAAUGUCUGAGAGACUUUUCUAAGAAAACGAUUAAAAGACUUUAUCGAUUUUUUUCUUCUUAAAAUGUUUUUUUUUUUUUAAUGAAACUGGAGCCACGAUGUUCGAUGAAGUGCUUAAAAUAAAAAAAAACAUGAUUUUCACGAACUCAGAGCUGUAAAUAUCAAGAGUUUUGUUCAGAUGAUGAACGAGAGAAAACUGAACAAAGAGGAGGAUCGUAGUUUUUUCAUUCAUACGUGUGACAUUUCAAACUCUGAGGAAACAUCGGAUGAGUGGAAGGAAGGACACGAAUGAGGAGACGACUAAAGGAGAUGACAAUUAAAACAUGACGACUGUUUAGAAGAAAUGUACCGUCGUUCUACAAGUCCAGGACAAAGACGAGGAGUAUCAGUGAUGACUGUGAAAGUCUGAAGGAAGUUUACUCUGAAGACGACAUGGUGGGAAACAGACAGAAGAACAGACAGGAGCUGCUCUGGUUCAUGGUGAUCGUCAAACAGCCGACAUUAGCUGGUGUUAACGGGCUUCUGAUUGGUUAUAUGUGCAGUUGUUCUGUAGAUAAAAAGAUCAUCUUCGGUAAAUCGAUGGGAAUUCAAAAUGAUCAUAUCAGUCUAGAUGUGAGUUUUAUUUUUCUCUAAUAGUACGAGUAAAAGAUAAAGACGGUCUAACGAACAAGGUCUGAUUAUUUAACUGUCACCUAAACGCCACACGCAGAAACGUACUACUCAGCUGUGAACCAGAGUGUUGUCUCUGUGUGAGUAUUUACAGUAAAACUGAGACUCAGCAGGAACAGAUAAAACAGUCAGCCUGAGUAAAGCUUCUGUAUAACGGUCUAUUUACAGUAAAACUGAGACUCUGCAGGAAACAGAUGAGCGAUUUAGCAUUAGAGCAUCUGUGUGUGAUUGUCCUUUACUUUUGAAACUGAGACUGAUGAGAAACGGAUGAAGAGGUUAGAUUUAGGUUUUCUUGAACCUGUUGGUGACAGUGAAACUGGGACUGACAUUAAAACAGUGAAUGUCUCUGUUUAUUUUUCUAAUCCCUCAGUCUGAUUAUUAUUGCACACAGAGAUGAAGCUCUGUCUCUGCAGACUCAGAUCUCUCAUAAAAUCACAGCAGAUGUGAAGAAGUCUGAUAAAGUCCAGUUUAGUCUGGGAUUUCCUUACAGGCCACCGUACCCAGGAUUAAGGCCCCUCUGUUGGUCCACCUUCAGACUAAUGAAGGUUCUAAGAAUAGAAAACUGGAUCAGGUCUGAUUUGUGCUUCGUGAUGAGCCGCUGUUACGACCUCACACCUUCGUCCUGUGAAGCUUCUGCAGAGACUCAGUGACUCUCCAAUCAGCUGCUUUCCUCUCUGACAUGAAGCUCCGAGUUAACGAGUCUCCUCCAUGUUGAAGAAUCUGAGAUGAGGAACCUGUUAGACCCGUUUCAACUCAGUCACGACGCCGAGGCUUCCUGUUAACGAUGCUCUCUGAACUACUGUGUGUGUGUUCAGCUCUGUCAGCCCGCUGUGUGGUUCUGAGCAUGUGCAGCUGCGUGCUGACACGCUGAACAUUGACAGAUUUCUCCCUGCGGGUUUAGAGCGAUAAUCUCAUUUCAGGGCUGACAGGGGGCAAACCAGCCGCCUCCAGCAGGAAAUCACAACAACAACAAAAACGCGUUUUUUUAACCAUCGACAAAACCGCAGAGGAGACGAGAACAGAGAGAGGAAAUAAUGAAACUAUCAGGAGAGACACACGGUCAGCGGCCAUUCCUGAACCAUGACUUCUCUGGACCUGAGCUCAUUAGAGGUGGUGUAGUCAGGAUCUGAGGAAGUUCCAGUUUUUAGGAGAAAUCUUGAAUGUAAACUCUACCCCUCCAAACCAGAUUUCCCCUCAGCUCCUCCUCUCAAGCCCCGCCCACAAACAGACGCUCCUGCUCGCUCGUAUCGUUCCAGUUAAAUUCAGAUAUAAUGCAGAUAAAUACUUCAGAUCAUUACAAAUGGGGCCCAGUCAAGGUGAAAGUAAAAAGCAUUGGUGCUACUGUAGAUGCCAACAGACUACCAGCAAACACAAUGUUUGCAGGACUUCUACAACGAGGAUAAAGUGACAUAGUCCAGGACCCGAGGGAGGACAGUUUAGCGAUGGCGCUACAACACGAUGAUAUUAAAAAGCUUUUUUGUAAAUACACCACAGAAAAAGAUGCUUCUUUAACGGAUUUCUGCCUACACCACCUUUAAGGUGGACUAAGAGGAAGAGGGAAACCUGGUCCUGUGGUCUGAAGAAUCAAAAUCUGACUUUCUUUCUGGAAAUCGUUGACGCUGCAUCCUGUCCUGUUUUUAAGUUGAACUAUAAGAUGUGUUUAAAACUGUCUCGUACAAAGAGCUCCUGUGCGCUCGUAUCUUAACUUUCCUCUUCAAUCCUUCAUAGUAAAAGUCGAAACAGACGUUCAGGGACAGAAGACGUAUCUACGGUUUUGUUUGCAGUGCAGAAAACUUUAAACAACAAACUUUUCGAAACUGUUUUAUUCCCUGAAACCAAACUGAACCUCAGCGGUGAAAACUUCAUUCUGCUGAAACGCUCAUUAAAACUCUUAACAGAGUCUCUUUGUUUUGAGUUUGAAGGACGUUCAUCUGUUUUUGUUUCACUUUUCACUCCGAACUUCAGUCGGUGUAAGGUCGAAAAGCUUGGAGAAAAAAAACUCCGAAUCAGUGCGACACAAAAACACAGAUGUCUUCAGUUGGAGGGCGGGUUCAGUCGACUCCUUAAAGUUUAUGUUUAAGAUCUAAAAGCGGUACGAAGGUUUGGAAAAGUUAACAGUGAAGCUGCAGAAGAUCAAAACGUUCUGACUCGGAAUAAUGAGGCUGAAGAACGAUGGCGGAUCCCCGCAGGUCAGUGUGUCGGCGACAGGUGACCCUGAGGAGAGGAGGUGGAGGAAAGGGCCAAAGUGAGCGUUCAUCUGCAGAGAGCAAUUUACCAGCACAGUGUUGACUUUGGUCGUCGUGGCAACAGAACAAUUUCCCCUCCAGGCGGUCCAAACUCUGCAAUUUCUUCACGGGGUCAAACUUAACAGGCUUCUUGAUAGAUUUAUUACACUCAACAUAAACUGUCUUUUCUUUUCAGAGGGAAUAACUGCACCGGGUUUCAGAAAUAACUCUGAAAACAAAGAAAGUGAACAUGCGUGCUCUUCAAACUUUAACGCACAGACCACUGCAGAGAGAGGGAGAUGAUGAACAGUCUCAUUUUGGCGUUGCGUUGGAUAAAUAAGCAAAUAAAAAAACCUUUGUGUGUCAGCGGUGAAAUGAUGAAGUCUGCGGCUGCAUCCCUGAUUCCUUAUUAGCUCUUUUCCUGCUUCUACAGCUUCUAUACAUCCUGUUUGUGUGUUUUAGCGUGACGUUAAUUUGUUUUUACCUCGGCACAGGAGAAGAGCAACACUGAGUUAUCGCUCUUCAUGAUCCUGCAUGGAAAUUGAUCAUUGUGUCUCUUCUCUCCCUCAGAGUCUGGGAGCCACCGGACGAUUGGACAACAGGAAAAAGUAAGUCCAGUCUUGUCCCUGAUAUCUGCUCAAGGUCCGAUCUAAAAAUCAUUUCAGUGAUAUUAAAGUCCAAACGUGCUGAGGGUUUGCAGCUCUCUGCAGUUUGCUCUUGAGUCUGAUUGUGUAGGGCUGCACGAUUAAUCGAUUCUGAAUCCUAUUUAGAAUAUUUGAUUAUGAGGAUGUUAAAAAAAUUUAAAUCAUCAAAUCGAUUUUCCUCUCUAUCAUGUCUCGCUCCUCCAGCAACAACAGAAAGAAAGAAAGAAUAUGAGCGCUUUCUGAUUUUGAUUUCUGUGCUGUGAGGGCGGUCACUUCUUCUACGUACUUCAUCUGGUAAAGCUGACGCAUUUCCCCGCUGAUUACACUGGCAGUAUGUUGUUGGUUUCUCCAGGCCACCGUAGGCUCCCCAGUUCCCACACACACCAGUGUAAACAAACAUGGCGUUUGCUAAAGAAGGCGAUAACUUCGUGGUUAAAAAGGACAAGAGCGAGUCAGUCGUGUUGAAUUGGUACGACUUCACAGUUUCGAUGAAGAGCAAACCACUCCCCGCUGCGAAGUCUGUCUGAAGGCGGUAUCAACCCGUCACCACGGAAACGAAUUCAGGAGGAAACGCUAAAGUUUUUUGUGGUAUCAGCGUUUCAGGUGACUGUAGACGGUACUUUUUGAAAACAGGUCAGAGAGUGAAUAAAUCUGUAAACGACGACCAUUUCAUCUCUGUGUGGAUGUCUAUCUGCAUCUCUGGAAACGAUCAUGUGACACACAGAGUAACUCUUUUAUGGCGCCAAAACAACCUUUAAAAACAUGCUCUGUACUCUUCUUCUUGGCAUACGCACUACAUCAUUUUAAGUGGUUUUGUUUUGAGAGAUGAUAGACAAACUUAUUUUUGAAGUGAAGUUUGGUGAAGUCGUCACUGACUAAAAAGAAACUCCGAUCAUUGCACCUUAUAAAAAAAAAUCCCCUGAUCAAAAAUCGCCUCGGCGCUCCGGGCCCGUCUGUUAAAAACAGCCUCAGAAACCUCAGGGUCGUUUCUGAUCAUGCCAUGUCUUUAGAGGGUCAUUCCCCACAGCUGACCAAAAAUAGUUUUUUAUCACCUGAGAAAUAUCUCAAAAGUGAGGAGAAUGUUGUCGAAACCAGAUCUUGAAUUGAUCAUUUAUGCAUUGAUCCCAUCCUGUAUUGAUUACUGUAAUUCUCUGUUCAUUUGUUUUAAUAUGGCGGCAAUAAAGAGACUUGAGUUUGUCCAAAACUGAGAGAGGUCAGGAUCUCCUUGGAUCUCCAGUUCUUCGUUCAAAGGACAACUAGACUUACUUGAGACGUUUCUCCUCUCAGGCGAAACGUCUCAAGUAAGUCUAGUUGUCCUUUCCAUACGAGAAUUUCCACUUGAUUCGUUAUUCUUCAUCUGAAGAUCUCAGAUGUUUCCUGUGUGUAGGGUUCAGUUUGUUCUGAAUGAAUGAACGCCUCUUUCUUUAUAUCUCAUAAACGCAUUAGUGAGGUCAGCUGUGCGGCGUCCCUGUAAGACGCUCACUGAAGAGUUCUCGCUCUUGGUCAGGAGGUCGUGGGUUUCUCUUCAGCGCUAAUGGAGAGGAAGAGCGCUCUGAUUUAAAAGAGAUGAAGAUGUCUUUCUCUCUUUUUUCUCUCCAUUCAUUCAAAUUCUAUUUUAGCCUCAAGCGGUGUUGACUUUGUUCAUUUACAUGACGCAGAAUCCUCCGUCAGCCAACGCUCUCAGGCUCGGUCCUUGAACGUCCCGAUGAAUGAAAACAAAAGUGAAAAAAAAACAGACACUAAAAUAACCGCCGCAGUCUCUGUUAGCGGGAAACAACCUCAGCUGGAGGAGAGCAAGAAGAACGACAGUGAAGGUCUGAGAGUCCGAUCAGCUGUGACACUCUGAUCUGAUCUGAGCGUGCUCAGUUUGGUCUCUUCAGUUCACCCUGAUGAGCUCCACAGAAGCUGAGGACUGAGUUUUAUUCUGCUCCGUGGAACGCACCGGAACAGUAGAUCACACACCCACGGUUUACGUGUGUGUGAGUGUGUGUGUGUGUGUGUGUGUGUGUGUGUGUGUGUGUGUGUGUGUGUGUGUGUGUGUGUGUAUGUGUAUGUGUGUGUGUGUGUGUGUGUGUGUGUGUGUGUGUGUUUUAAAUGAGUGCGAGAGGCUUUGAGCUCCACAGAAGCAAAGAUGACGUUAAAUUAAUCGUUCAGGCGAGACAGACAGGUGUGGGAGGAUUAAAGAGAGAAAAGAGAUUCAUUAAUUGGAGUGUGUGUGUGUGUGUGUGUGUGUUUGUGUGUGUGUGUGUGUGUGUGUGUGUGUGUGUGUGUGUGUGUGGAUCAAUACCUGCCCCCGUCGGCUCUUGGUUUCAGAAACACGCCCUCAGUCUUUGCGGAUCGAUAUUUUAUUCUCCGUCAGCUGAUGUUUGAUGAUGGUUUUACUAAAAAAAGCAAAUUAAAGGAACAGUCCAACAUUUCUGGGACAUUCAGAGUCUCACCUGAACUCAGGAAAGAAGAAGAACCAGACUCUUGCCUCUCCAUGGGCCGAGGUCCGUUUAGCUUCUCACUUGGAAAUCCUGGUCCAAGAGUCUGGAGGAAGAUCAGAGAAGCCCAGAAUCCAAGGAGUCUGAAGUCCAACAGGAAGUUGUCAUGUCUUCUGCUGCUGAUGUUGGUCUACUGGGUUUGAUCAAGUGGAGAGUCAACACAUCCUGAAGUCCACCAGGAGGUUUUCGAGACCUUCACGGUUCAUCGUAUUAGGGCCCGCUUGAGACUAAUCAGUAAUCGGCUAAAACUCGACGGUUUUCGACGAUAUUUUCAGAAAUAAAAUGCAAAGAAAAAGAUUCGGUUUCACUUCAAAAAUGUUCAGCCAUUUGAAAAGUUCUCCGAUAAUAAUAAUCAGUAUCGGCAUCGGCCCCAAAAAUUCCAUAUCCGUCGGGCCCUCAUCUGUAUGGAGAUAUAGAUUUUCUUUUCCAGCAGGACCUGGACCUUCCCCACAGCGCCUGAGCAAAAAAAAAACAAGAAUGGUUAAAAACGGUCAUCUUUGAGAGCUGUGGACAUCCUGUAAACCAGAAAAAUGAUCAUUAUUACGGUUGCAAAGGGGCGGAAACUUUCCGGUAAAUUUUCCAGAAACUUCCCAUGGGAAUUAACUGUAAAUUUGGGUUAAUUUAAACAAACUGUAUCAUAUCCAAACAUAAAUGUAGACAUCCAUGAAAAAUACACAAAAAAGCUUUUAAGAACACUAAUGCAGUGGCAUGAACAGAAAUACAGUCGGAUAAACAGCUGGAAUCGUCUUUUAAAAUAUUUGACAAUUGAUGAAUAAAUUAUUGUUUGGUUACAGAAAACCCUCAGUCAGGAGUCAGAAGAAACGCCUAUAGCACCUAUUUUUAUUUAAUUUCCACAAGUUAAAUAUUAAAAAUUUAUAGAUCAAAUAUAUUUACUCCACAAUAUUAUCCAAACUUCACUUCUAUAGUCGUCGGGCUCCAAAGUGCGGCUUCCAGGGUUCAAGAAAUCAUCUGUACAUGUGAUGAAGGAGUAUCACAUGUAUACUUGCAUUAAAUCUGGUUGUUUUAGUCAAGAUUAUGCUACAAGAUAUUUUCACCAACUAUAUUUAUAUUCCCUGUUGAGGACCAACCUUCAUUUUUGUACAUUUCAGAUUUAUUCCUGUUAAUUCCCACGGAAGGUUUUCAACUCUAAAAAUUCCUGGAAUUUUGCAACCCUAAUAAUUAUUAAAGGAAAGUGUAACACACACACACACACACACACACACACACACACACACACACACACACACACACACACACUUCUCUGUACUCUCUGAGAUUAAUUGAAGUGCAGUUUUUUUGAGAUGGUGGUUCCACUUUGAAGAUAGAAAAUAGCUCACACACUCACACACACACACUUACACACACACACACACUCAGGGGCCCAAGGUAGCCAUAAAGCAUAAUGGCCUCUGGCUGAGUGUUGCCAUGGCGAUGUAAAGGAGGAGAGAGUGGCGUGUUCAGACGGCGGAUGAUGGAAAAGAAACUGAGGCUUUUUGUUUCCUCUGAGGACGUUUCAGACGACGUGGUCAGAGUUUCUUUUCUGCUCGGGUUCGAGUCCUUUCAGGUGAAUCUGGGUUUUUCUUUUUCUUCUUCUUCUUCUGUGGUGGAAAUGUGAACUGAUGUUUGGAGGAAUCACAGGGUAAAGAGGGUGUGCAUGAGAAUGAAACCUGAGUCCAUUCAAGCCCUGCAACACCAUCCUGAGUUCACCUCCUUCACCGCUCCUCUUUGUUCAGGAUGCAUCUUCAGCUUCUUUUACAAAGUUCAUCUGAAGUCAGUGAGUCUCUGAGAAAGACGUGACGGACUUUGACUUUAACUCUCACCUGGUUUGAAAGGAUUCGGUCCACUCUGGGAAACAUCAGCCUGUUAGUAUGAAAACCAGCACCCCUGAGAGCUCCUGAAGUCACGCUGCCGUUUCUACAGAGGAUGAAAAACCUGAACUGAACAAAUUAAAUUCAGAUUUUUCUGAGACAUCAGGCACAACAGAGCCUGAAAUCAGCUUUUCUACUGAGUAGGACCAGAGCUCCCAGCUUCAGAAACUUUAAAGGGAUAUUCUGUAUAAUUAAUUUAGGGUCAAACCCACCGUAACACCAAGUUAGACCCCCCCUCCAGAGAUGAAUGUUACCGACCGCUUGCUUCUCUAGUUAUACCAACUUUAGUAACGACCGCAGGAUAGAAAUACAGAGAGCCACGUGCUCAACCAAAACGCCACUCUAUAGCCACAAAUAAUGCUCAGAACAGCACCUAACUUCAUCAACAGGACAUAUAGGGUCACAGACAUAGUACUAGACACCAAACAUCUUUUUAACUUUGACUCAUUUCUUUAGCAAAGAGACUAAACACAACUCACCUACUCUCUUCCAGGAGACGCUUGUUUGUAGUGAGACCUCAGGCCAGUCCACUACAGACUACAGCGGGGUGACGCAGCUCAAGGAAGAACAUUUAUGAUCAUUUCUUCAUGGAAAUACAAUCAGACCGAGACGCUAAGACAGAAGAACUACCGCGUCUGUAAAAUGAUUAAUAUGGUGAUUAUUACUUCUAGGAAAUGAUAAAGAAAUGAUCAUGCGAUGGUGGGAUUUAUUGGCUGACAGUCUGUGUCUCGAUCCUGAGUCCAUCUCUGUGUGUUUCUUUGUAAGAGUAAACUUUAAACCCAGGUGAUCGAUAAGUCAGAGAAAAUAAUUUUAUUGUUUUUUGUUUGUUUGUUUGUUCGUCUCCCUCUGGGCUGCUGUAACAGCUGUUUAGACUGAGCUGGUCCAAAUGAAGGUUAAGACAGCAGGAACUGGAACUAGCUGUACAACACAAACACACUCACACUCUUCAACACACACACACGCACACACACACGCACACACACACUCAGCAGCAGUCGUGACUGAAAGUUUUCUGACUCAUCGGCUCAUGAGACGAAUUGUUCCCUUCCCUACUUUCAAUUCUCCUCUCCCUCCCUCUCUCUCUCUCUCUCUCCCUCUCUCUCCCACUCUUUCUCUCUCUGAUUUCCCCUCUCGCCCCCCUCUCUCCCUCUUGUCUCCUUGCUCUCAGACAGGAUGUGUGGCAGCGUUACUUAACUGAUUUUGUAACAAAAAAACCAACAACUUUUUAACAAAUGUUAAAACCGAGUGAUCGUAAAUACACAUGUAUAAAUGUUCAAAUCAAAGUAGUUUAACAAAUGUGUAAAAAUCUGUUUGUUUGUGAACAGAUUUACACUAAACUAGAUCUAAAAUAUGUGUGACUGUGUCCUCAGACGUGCACAUAGAUGUGUGUGAGUGGCUGUAAAGAUUUUUAGACGUGUCCUAAACUCUUCUCGUUAGUGUAAUAAAAGCUCCGGAUCGUCUCUCCCCCGUGUAAACUUUUAUCUCUCUCUCUCUGUUUUACUUGUUCGCCUCCUCCUCACUUUGAUGUUUGAGUCUCUGUCUUUGCUGCCGGCGGAUUUGAAACCAGCAGAGAGAUCUUAUAACUCUGCUUUAUUUGCAGUGUGAAAGGCCGCACUUUAUAGAAGCUCUGUGCUUUUUAUUUGCCGCUGCGGGCUUUUUAUCCAGACUGGAACAGGUCUGCGUUUAUAAAGGUGUAAGGGUCUGCAGUGAUGUGGGCGGGAUGCUUCAGGUAGCAGAGAGACGAUGAAAUAUCCCAGCAGAGGAACAGAUCAGAGGCUAUCAUCUCUAUUCACUGGAGCUAAUGAAGACAAAGAGGAGCUCAGGACUGUUUCUCCCUGCCAAUAAAACCGAAUUUCACAAAGAGUCCGGACACGCUGGAAAAAGUUUGAUGGUGUGCAAAGAAACAGAUCAAAUAUAAAACAUUUAAACUAAUAAGUGUUAUUUUUUUAAUCAAAACUGUAUAUUUGUCAACAACCCGAGGCCAGGAGCAAACAUGUUUAGUUUGUUACGUAACCUCGUCUCUAGAAGUUUCUGCUCAACUGGUCCAGUUUCUCAGUUGGACUCUUCUCCUACAGAGCCAUGCUGUUGUCAGACUGUCGUUUUGGAUCAUAUGAAGAUCUACCCUGAAAGAGUCUUUGUCUGGAUGGAGGCAGAUGUUGUUCCUCAACCUGGAGAUAUAGAUCAGAAUUAAUGAAGCCUUCACAGAUGUGGAAGAUACUCAUGACAUGGACUCUGAUGAUCCCUAUACCACCAGGGAUGCUGAGAACAAGCUGGUUUGACCCUCUACUCUUUAAAACUGAGGACACAGCAUCUAUGAUCUCCACUUCCUCGUUGAAAGGACAUUUCGCCAUCCUUUCCAUGCGGUGAUUUCCACUCCAGAGUCCUGUCUGUUUCGCUGAAAUAUGAAGGUCUUCACUGAAAACGUCUUUGUCUGGAUGGACGCAGAUGUUGCUCCUAAACUUGAAGAUAUUGUUUAAAACUGAGGACAAAGCAUCUAUAAUUUCCAGUUCUUCGUUGAAAGGACAACUGGACUUACUUGGGACGUUUCGCCUAGAAGAGUGUUGGAUUUUUGAUUCAUCAGACCUCAGGACAGUUCACGGACAAGAGAUAUUAAGCCAAUGCGGUGACUCCAACUACAGAGUCCUGAUGCUCCUGGACCUAUAGAUAUCGUUCAGCAUUAAAAAAGCCUUCACAGAUGAGGAAAAUACUCAUGACAUGGACUCUGAUGACCCCCAGACCGUCAGGGACACUUGAUUUGGACUGGAAAAUGAGAACAAGCCUGGUGGACCCUCUACUCUAAAAAACAGAGGAUGCAGCAUCUAUGAUUUCCAGUUCUUCAUUGAAAGGACAACUGGACUUACUUGAGGCGAAACAUCUCAAGUAAGUCCAGUUGUCCUUUCCAUGCGGUGAUUUCCAGUCCUGUCUGUUUGCUGAAAUAUGAAGGUCUUCCCUGAAACAGUCUUUGUCUAGAUUGUAGUAGAUGUUGCCCCUAAACCUGGAGAUAUAGAUCAGCAUUAAUGAAGCCUUCACAGAUGUGCAAGAUAUCCAGGACAUGGACUCUGAUGAUCCCUAUACCAUCAGGGAUGCUGGUUUUGGACUGGGAGAUGAGAACAAUCCCGGUGGACCUUCUGCUCUUUAAAACUGAGGACAAAGCAUCUAUGAUCUCCAAUUCUUUGUUGAAAGGACAACUGGACUUACAUGAGUCAAGUAAGUCAACGUCUCAAGUAAGUCCAGUUGUCCUUUCCUAAAGAGUGUUGGAUUUUGAUUCAUCAGACCUCAGGACAGUUAGUGAUAUUACACCCAUGCAGUGACUCCAACUACAGAGUCCUGAUGUUCCUCAACCUGGAGAUAUAGUCCAGCAUUCAUGGAGCCUUCACAGAUGUAGAAGACUCCCCCUGACUCUUAAAGUUACUCUAAAUGAAAAUGGACAAAAACAGCUUUUGUGCGCCGACAGGUUGAACCUUCUUUCUUGACUAAAUUCAGACUUUAUUUCUGUUCUUUGUUCAUGAACACAAAGAGGUAUUCACAGUUUGCCGAGCAGGAGUCUGUCUCCUCAUUUUGAAUUAGAAAUACAUUAAAUUUGAUUGUUCCAGUGUCGGUUUUGAGCCGUGGGCGGAAAUCCACCAUCUCCUAUAACACAUUCAGGUAUAACUUUCCUUUUAGGAACUCUUAGGAGGAUGUUUUUUACCCUGAACUCAACGAUGAGGUAUCUGACUCACAGGUUUGUAGAGAUACAUUAACAGAGAGAUACUUUACUGUGUUACACUCAUUUACCCAGAAGAUGGCGCCUGUGAGAAGACAAUCUGCAAGUAUUUUAGAUACACGGUAAGGUGGACCGGUGCCGUGGAGCCACAUUAAGAGGCUUUUGUAACACACAUCUUAAACGGUUCGAGGAGGGCGGUCCUGUAGGCCUGAACUUUAUUAGAACGUUUUCACUGCUGUCCGUUAGCGUCGCUGUGAGAUGACUCAGCUGACUGAUGUUCUCAGUCUGCACGUGUAACGAGAUGCUGUUUGUGUUUAUCUGGUGGCGUGUUUUUGCCGUGCAUUCUGGGAAAACUGUCCAUAACAAACGGCAUCAUCGGACUCUGCCAACCUGAGCUCCUGCUCUCAUUAGUCAUCGUUAAUGUUCCAAUUAACCCAUGAGUCAUGUUGCUGGCGGCCAUGUUGGAGUUAAGAGUGCUGACUCAUGCAGUCAGGGUCACUUUGUGGAUUAAUCACCCUCUGAUGGACUCAUUAACACAGACCUGGACCUGGACCUGGACCCGGACCCGCCUCCUCUGAGCCGAUCUCUACAUCUGUCGAUGUUUUUAAUGAUGAACUGAGAUCUUCUUAUUAGUCUCCUUUGACCAUCUCUGCUAUCAGGGACUCUGGCGGUCUGGGACUCUGGCGGUCUGCUGUUUGUGGGUUCGGACUCUCUGGGGUUUUCUGUGAACCCUCUAAAGUCCAGAGUCUGUGAGGCUCUGAAGCUGUUUUCUCGAUGAUCUGAACGGAGCGUCCAUGUUGCUGCAGUUUGAGUCUGUCUUCACAUGACUCUCUCAGGGAGGCCGAGUGCUGCACGUCUGUGAUGGAUGCGAGUCAUUUCCUCACUGUCGCACACAUACACACACACAAACACACGCACACACACAAACCCCGACCUGCGGGUGAAAUAAAACUCCCACACAUUGAAAACCUCUGUGUGAUUCACACACACUGUAUGGAUCAUUAGUCGGCGCUGCCGCUCAAAUAUGAAUCGUGACUUUAACGUGGAACAUAACGAGUUCUUACGAGACAAUAAUCCUGAAAAUAUCACGUUGACACGGCGUCUCUAUGCGAGACACAAAUAUCAGGGUUAGCUCUGCUGCGUCUCUGAACUCAACCACCUGCUCAGGACAACCAAUGACUAUAUUUCAUAAAUCAAUACCGGCGUCUCAGCCUGUUUCUGAGUGUCUGUGCACUCAGACACCUUCGUAAGUGACUUUAACAGCCAGAAUAAACAGGAGCAGACACGAGGGAGAGACAAAAAAGACAACUUACCCUCCAAAUAAAAUCUCAUGAUCAGACGAACCAAAGAAAUAAAGAAGUUUAAAUGAAAAAAAAACUCAAAUGGGAACAAACCUUUGAGAAAAAACAUAUUAAACCAGAGUGAAGGGAGACUAAAAACAGGGAAACUGAGACUCUCCACAGAUUGAGGAACAAGGAACCAAAGUUAAGUCUCUGGGAAACUAUUUACAGAGAAACUGAGCCUCUCCACAGACAGACAGAUGCAAAGGAAACCAGAGUGAAGAAACUUAGAGACUACUUACAGAGAAACGAAAGACAGAUGAACAGGAAACCAAAGUAAAGAAGCUAAGACACUAUUUACAGAGAAGCUGAGACUCUCCACAGUCAACAGCAAACCAGAGUGAGGAUCUGAGAGACUUUUACAGAGAAACUGAGACUCUACAGUAAGGAUGCAAAGGAAACCAGAGUAAAAGAGACAAUUUACAGAGAAACUGAGACUCUCCACAGACUGAUUAACAGGAAACCAGAGUAAAGAAACGGGUAACCUACUUACAGAGAAACUGAGACUCUUUACAGACAAUAGAAAACCAGAUUUAGGAGGGACUAUUUACAGAGAAACUGAGACUCUCCUCAGACAGGUUUUACCCUCCUGUCUCUCUCGGCCGUUGUUCUUUAAUAACUGAACUCUGUCCGUAUCUAAUCGGUGUUUUUGUGAUUGUUGUGGAUAUUCAGUUACAGGUUACAUGACUGACGUGUCGGACGUGUCGGACUCCUGACUCCGGUGUUGUUUACCUCUUACAGCUGCAGCUGCCUGCAUGUGUUUACCAAGGACUUCAGCAUCAGACUAUGUGACUCACUGUUUAUUGUUCAGGGAUGUCAACACUACAUGUAUCUCUGACCUCUGACCUCACGUGGACUGUAGAUGUCGUGAGCGAACAGAACGUGUCGGCCUUGACUCGCUGCUCAGAGGUCUUCAUGGAUUUAUGAAGUUGGAGAUUUUCCCUGUAAAAGUAUGUGAGGAUGAUCACACUCCUGUUCUGCAUGCAGGUUCACCUUAGUUACCUAACGCUCAGCUGUUCAGAGUCUCUUAGAGCUGAUUGGGUAACAUUUUCCUGCAGCUCUCUGAAACCACAGAAAUGGAGUAUUUCAUAGAUUUGUCCCUGACCUUGAGCUCCUCCCUUUUUGAAGACUUGUGUUCGAGUGCCCGAGUGUUUCUGCCACCGCUGCUGUCGUGACUGCUCUGAAUGCGCUCUGAUGUUCGGGUACAAAGACCUGUAAAACCUCUGAAUAUCUCCAUAAUGAGAGGUGCAUGAGACGGGCCUCACGGUGUUUACACACAAACAUGAUCUCGCCGCGCUCCACCGUCACUGAGACGUUUUUGUGUUCUUUGUUGCUGUGAAGAAAAUCAGCGCGGUGAAAAAAAUGAAACCAGCCGCUCGGAUAUUUAAAUGAGGAGGCAGGAAAAAGGCUGCACCGAGGAACUGAGAGCGCAGGAUCCAUCCAUUGUGUCCGUCUCUCCCCCGGUCCCCACCCCCAGCCCCCCGUCUUCACCUGUUGCUCUUCUAUGGGAACCAUGGAAACAAGGUUCCUGAGGCAGCUCUGAGCCAAUGAGACGCAGCCGCCGCCGCCGCUGGCUCUGCAGAGGAUGCUGGGAUGUUGGCACAUUAAUUGUUUGGAGUUGUUUUUGAUGUGAAAACGGAGCCGUUUGUCGGUGCUCUGUCACUCUGAGCCUCGUUCCCCUCGGGUGCAGCUGUAACUGAAAACACUCAGAAAUUCAUCUGCAGAAAUUCUUUGUUUGAGUGUCACCUCAGCAGGCGGCGGAAUUACAGUUCAAUAAAGUCAUUUUCCUUUUUACCAUCUCUCCUCCUCACAGUAGAGACAGGCGCUGAGCUUCUCAAACACACUUUCAUGGACUUUUCACCCCUAAUGUCGUUAUGGGGGCUGAGGAUGCAGCAUCUAUGAUUUCCAACUCUUCCAUGUGGUGAUUUCCACUCCAGAGUCCUGUCUGUUUUUAAUGCCCUGAAGAUCAGAACCAUCCAGUCCUGUUUUGGUCCUUGUCCCCUUUUAGUUCAGAGAUUUCUGCAGAUCCUCUGAAUCUUUGAAUGAUAUGAUGUACUGUAGAUGAUGAAAUCCACUUAAACUGUUGAAUUGUUAGCUCACGUAGUCUCUCACCCGGCCGUACGCCAAUUCCUACUGGAUCCAUUUGUGAGAGGAAUUUCACGUGCAAUCGUACGAUAAUGAGUUGUCUCUAUAAAGACAGACACAUAGACAUAUAAGCAGUAGAUUGUGACGUCUAAAAACCUUUCACUUGUUCGUCUCCGCCCGUUUGCAUGGUGUGAAAUACGAUCCUCCUGAAACACGGAGUGUUUUAUUUUGAAAAGAAGCCGGAUGUUUUAUUUUGUGUCUGUGCCCGACUUCCUUUCCAGCACGGGUUAAUCUGUGCUGAAUUUAUCCGCCAUGCUGCAGCGUCCGGAAAAAACAGAACUCUUGCAUCAUUCCGAGCUCCGACAUCCGACUUCCGAGGUAACUGGAACGCAGCAUCAGCCUCUCUGAAUGUCCGUCUAAGACCUGCCUCCUUCGCCUCUGGUUGGCCAGAAAAGCUGGAAACGUCAUCACACGCUUAAGCCAAACGCGAGCUGUCGGCUCUGUACAUCAAACAGAACAUCAUCACACUAUUGCAUCUCCUAACCUUAACCCGACAGAUGAUGAGAUUUCACAGCCAUUAGGAACAACCAAUCAGAGCCCAGCACUUCUAGUCAAUCAGAGGCGAAGGAGGGCGGGACCUUCCCCUACCAAAAAAAAAAUUGUGACCCGGUCAUGUGACUAACCUGUUGGACAUUCACCUCAUGAGUUGCAGAUGUUCCUCCAGAUGUUUUUUUAGCAUUAUAACUUUUUACCUUCUUGUCAGAUUUCAGUGUCAUCUUUACGUUCAGAAAAAAGAUCAUUUAAAUCAAAACUCCCUCCUGCCUGUGGAUCCAUCCGCUGCUGAAAAUAGUCCCUCUAAAUACUCCUUUGAUUUAAUGUUCGACAGAAUAAAGUUUCUUCUGUUUUUGUCCAUUUUAAGACAUCGAACUGUUCGGUAUACGACGACAUUUGAAUGACUGGAUUAUUAAGAUCCCAUUGUAAGAAUACGACGUUGUUUAUUUUAGUGGUUUCUGGAUAUUUUUGGUGGUUGCUGCUGUUGUUUCUGCUCGUGACAUUUAACGUGUUUGUUGGUGGAACAUAAAGAGGCUGCAGAGGAAGAGUAGAGCAGCUGCUCCGUCGGCGGCGGCUUUAAGUGCUGCUUCUUUUUAAUUACAGUCUUUAACCACAAACUGUCAGCCUCAGCAUCAGCUCCACCAUUAUUUUAGCCCGCAGCAUUUACAUCCAAACAGGGUCAGGAAAGCUCUGCUGCAGGAAUACGUUUUUUAACGAGGUCUGCGUGAACUCUGUGAGGUCAACAAUCUCUGAUAUCUCAACUUCAAUAAGAGCUCUCUUUACUCAUGAUAGAGAGCUGUUUGACAUCCAUGACGCUCCGUGAUUUAAGAAGAGAUGAUGACUCCCAUUUCACUCAGGCUGCAAUAUAACUGAGUGAUGUAUUGUGGUGAACUGCUCCUUUAAGCCUGUGUAUGUGUGUGUAAGUGUGUGUAAGUGUGUGUUAGUUUCUGCAGGGUCAGAGAGGUUGGUAGUUUUCCACGGUUGCAGCAGAGCAGUAAAGAUGAGGUGGAGCAGGUGGAAACAUGUAUCGCCCUGAGAUACCCGAGAAUCCACCGAGAGCUGCAGCUUAAUGACCGAGCUCCGGUCCUGCUGGAGGAACCUUCCAGAAUCUCAUCACCUCUUGGACAGGUGUCUCUGUCCUCCAUCCAAACUCUGAUAUACACAAUAAAGAGGGAGGGGGGGACGCAGACUGUCCGUCUGUAAAAGUCUGAAUUAAAACUGUGAUUACUGAGGAUCUGAACGAACCUCUGAGCAAAGUCUUUCUUUCUUUCUUUCUUGUGUUCUUUUUUCUUUUUUCAUUCUUUCAUUCAUUCAGUCUUUCUUUUUUUCUUUAUUUUUUCUUUUUAAUUUUAAUAUUCUUAAUUUAUAUUUAUAUUUAUUUUAUAAAUUACUAUUUUUAUUACUGUCUUUUUUAUUCUCUUUUUUCUUUUUACUUUUCUUUUUUGUCUCUUUUAUUUUUCUUCUUCUCUAAUGUCUUUCUUUUUUCUUUUGUUCUUUUGUUCAUUCUAACUUUCUUCGUUUCUUUGUUGUCUUUUUAAAAAUAUAUAUAUUUUUAAAUUUCUUCUUUAUUUUCUUUUUCAUGAAUCACAUUAGCUCGCUAAAUGUUUCAAGCAAAAACCCGUUUAAGGGCCGCAUCGGGUCCCUCAGGGGGUCAGUUUGGAGGACAUCUUUCUGCAAACGUCUCACUGAAGUUGAUUUCAGUCACUUUAAGAUAAAAGCGUUUUUCCUGUUUUCCUGAAUUUUCCUGAAAUGAGAUCGUGAUCGUCUAAAGCUAUAUUACAGGACGCGGCUGAAUGCUAACGUUAGCUUCGUUUAGCUAACGUGUCUUUGCAGCUGAGUAUUAAAGUGAUAGCAUUUAAAAUCGGCUGUAAUUUGUCUGAUUGUUGACAUUUGUGUGAUUUACACAAUCAAACGCUAAAAUCCGAAAUGACGCCGAUGUUUGAGCCCCCCCACCCCCACCUGAGCGGGACAUCGGGGGUUCAGGGACCGAGAGCUGAAGCAUUAAGUCUUCAUAAUGAGUGGUAGUUAAUGGCAGUAGCUGUUCGGGAACAUGUUUAACUCACUUCACCAUGAAAACAAUGAGACUGAUCAGAAAAGAGAAUAAUUAUCCAAUAUUUUAAUUGAUUAUAUCAUCUCUGGAGCAGAGAGUUAUGACUCAAACGAAUUAAUCAGCCUCCACAGGGACAAUUAUUCAUGCAGCACACCAUGGCUGUGACGUCCUGAACUGAUCCCAUUUUACCGCUCCGAUGUUCCUCCGGAAAAUCGAUCGUUAUUUUCACAUUUAAUUUUUUUUCUGUUUUCUUUCAGUGGAUUUAGUCUCAGCUCCCCUCACUCGCCCUUUUUGAUGCUCUCAGUCGUAUCAAAGAGGCUGCAGCCCCUCCUCCAUCGGGUGUAGAUGGUCCCCAUAGAGCAAGAGAGUGUGUGUGUGUGUGUAAGUGUGUGUGUGUGUGUGUGUGAGUGUGUUUUAUAUCACUGAUCACAACAACCAACCCCCCUAACAAAUGCUCACACACACACUGAGCCCACACACUCCUCUCUUCUCCUCAAACAUCCCUCUCCAGUUACCCUCCCUCUUUCUCUCUCUCUCUCUCUCUCUCUCUUUCUCUCUCUCCCCCCCCCCCCUGCUGUGUGAGAGACUGUGCGAGUGUGUGUCGAUGCGUCGCGAUGCGUCCGCUGCCUAACAGGUGUUCAGUUCAGUCUUUCAGAGCCGGAGCUCCGCAGUGAGGAGCAGACUGACAGCAGCCUCUCUCCGCUCUCACACCCAGGACUGAGCUCCUUCUCUGGGGGGGCUGCUGCAGCGUCCACCCCCCCUCCUCCUGGAGAGCUGGAGGCAUCAAACAGAGAGAUCGAACCCAGCGGAGCAGACUCACUCGCUGGGAUAGAUCUGCUGCUGAGCCACCGACACGCUCUCUUAUUGCUGUCUUUGCGGCGACGCCAGGAAACUCUUCAGAUUUCAGCGCACUUUGGAGCAACUUUCUGAGCGCGUUUCCAUCACACAGGUGUCUCCUCCGGUGAAGCAGAGAAGUUGAGAUGGGUUUUGGUUUUUGUGGAGGAUUUUGGAGCAGGACAGUUCGAACAGGGAUGCAGCUGAAGCCAAAGUGGACCGUUUGGAGCUGAAUUCUCGUCUUUUCUGUGUCGUAGUUUAGAAAAUCGGAUUUGUAGACCUGUUGAAAACACAGACGAAGGUUUCUGAAGUCCUCGAUGAUGCUGUGAAGUGUUCCCGGUGACAGUUUGUCUCGUCAGAGCGAUGAUGCAAAACUGAGGGUUUGGUUUUUUAUGACAGGGUCUGAUUUUUGGACUCUCGGAGAACGGUGUGAGAACUUUCCUGACCCCCUUUCUGCUUGUUCUGGUGAGGUUUUACCUGAAACCACCUGCUGCAGACUCUCCUCCUCUGUGGCUCCACUGAUGGAUUUUUCAGCCGUGGAUUUAGUGCUUAUCCAUCCCUCUCUUCUUCCUCUGUGUGUGUGUGUGUGUGUGUGUGUGUGUGUGUGCGUCAGGUCGGACUUUAAGCUCUCCCGGUUGGCUCAGAGGUGGAAUCAGAGGUCGGCAGGAGAUGCUCUGAUUAAAGACCUGAAACCCUAUUUCUACGCGGGAGUCCCUCGAUCUUCACUGAGCCUGGACAGGUGAGACACACACACACACACACACACACACAUACACACACACUGUUACACAACCAGCUGAUCAGAUAAUGAAAGUUAUGUUCUGUUCUUUUUGUACAAAAUCUCACUUUUGCAAACGUGACAAAUAUCAGAUGAUCGCCCUCCUUUUUAGGACUUAACGCCUGAACCCUGUUUUCAUAGAUAAAGAGGUUAACUCUGUUUUUAAAGGGUUGAUCUUCUUUGUCGGACAGAAAAACUCCUAGAUGUUACAGAGGUACAGACUUUUGCUGCAUUUGAGUUUCCUCGGAAGGCAGGAGUCCGAGCUGGGAAUGACGUCACACCCGAGUUACUCGUGUUUCAGUUGCCAAAGCAAGAUCUGGGAAAGUUAUUUUAGCGCUUGCCUUGUCCUUGCUUAUAUUCGGACAAGAAGCACUAAAAAAACAUUUAUAGCUGAAGCCAUCUUGUUUCUGCCUCCAACUUUGCUUUUUUCUGACUUGGUAACUAAAAUGCUGGGAACUCAGGUGUGACGUCAUUUUCAGCUCCGACAUCUGACUUCUGAGGUAACUCAAAUUCAGCAUUUAUCCUGUCUGUAAACCUGCCGGUCUCACACAGUGAGUGGAUUUGACAAAAAGUCUGUUCAUCAACAUCAUACCCUUCCAUUUUGUGAGGUGAUAUCUGUGUUAGGAGGAGAAGGAAGAGGAGGCAGGUGUCUGUGUGUCUAAAAAGGAGAAAUAGCAUUAGCAUGCUAAUAGAGAGGCUGAAGCCGUUAGAGUCAUUGGUGAGUGUUUAUGGAGUUAACGUUUACAAGUCCAGAAAGAGUCCCCGGUCUGUUUCAGUGUUAAUAUCAUAUGUUGUUUCUGUUGUCAAUAAAAGAGUAAAUCUAGCAGUUUUAUAUCUACAGUGGCUGUAGACAUCUUUAUUUCUUUUUAACACAGGGCUCUAUGGGGACUGACUCACUGUACAACCAGCCUCUAGUGGACACUUGAGGAAGUGCAGUUUUUGUUUUUCUGUAUUCAUUCUUAAGCGCAGGAGGUUGUCACUAAGUCUUACCCCAUCAGAACAGAAGUGUCACUUAAACCUGUCUGUGCCGUCGUCAUGGUUACCUGUCGUCUCAUAACUCCUGAGCUUGACCUGCUGACCUGAAGCAGAUAUGAGUUUAGUACCUGCGUCCAAUCCUGUGGAUGCACUGUGUUUGAUGUGUGUGUACAAGUGUGUAGAUGUAUCAGUGUGUGUCUCUAUUAGUGUGUAGAUGUAUCAGUGUGUGUCUCUAUGAGUGUGUAGAUGUCUCAGUGUGUGUCUCUAUUAGUGUGUAGAUAAUUGUGUGUGUGUUCAGAAUGUGUCUCUGAGGAUUAUCACAUUGGGCUCCUUCAGCAGGUUCUCUCUGCACAAUAAUCCGGCUGAUUUUUACCCUGAUCCACAUAUGUAACAAAGGUCAGUGAAGUCCUGGUUUUCUGAUCCUCUGAGGAGGAUCCUGUCCUGGUUUUCUGAUCCUCUGAGGAGCCAGAAGAUCCUGUCUGCACUAAUGUGGCGUUGUCAACAUUCAAGCAUUGGGAUUAAAACGAUAACUGCAAAGGGACAAGGAAGCAAAACUAACGCAGCCAUGGCAACAAGAGUAAACACUGAGUUUAAAGUUAGUGACGGUGACUCCGCCCACUACAACAAACAGGUAGUGAUUGGAUAUUCACUCACAGGGAGGAGUUUCUUCAUCAGAGACUUAUCGACGUCCCUCUGGACACGUUAAUAUUAAACUGAGAAUUGAGCUACAUGAGUGUUUUUUUUUUUCUGCAGACUGGCGUGUUAAACACUCGCCGUAAUCAGAGCUAAUCAUCAGCCACCAUGUUGGAUUAAUAUAAGGUCCGCUCUCCAUCCCUGAGGGUGGCGUUAUUAAGUCACAGUCAGCCGUUAAAUAUCGAGCGACUGUAGAAGAAAAUGAGUUUGUUGUUCUCCUUCGUUAAUAUUUCAGGAAACACUCUCCUCCGAUGCCUCCUGUGGAUUUACUGAACGGCGAAAAUACUAAAGCUGUUUGUCCGUUUUAAUCGUUUAAAGCUCCUCCUCCUCCGCCGCGGUAAACUCAGGACAUGCAGAUGUGGGGGAGGGUCGGAGGAUUGAUAUUUGGAUCAAUCUGUGAGCUGAACCCAAUUAUCUUGAACACAGCAGAUAUUUCCUCUUAUAAUGAGACGGGAUGUCUGAGUGGAUUCAGCGGACACAGCUGUGAACAUGAGGACUUUAGAGGAGCAGCUUCAUGCGCGGCGCUCCUGUCUGCAGGUGCAGCUAUUAGAUAACAGGUGCUUCGUUUUCCAACCGCUGACUAAUUAAAUAAUCCCAGAGUUGUUGCACAGAUUAACAUAAUAAACUGUGCAGCAGGGAGAGAGGGAGAACAGUCAUUUACUGACCUGAUAUUCAGCGCUGUUCCACACGGCUUCACAGACGAAGACCUCAGACUUAAAUAAACUUACAUUUGUUUUUUUUCUUGUUUUUUUAGACACAGAUUUCCUCGUCUGCUUUAUUCAUGUUUCCUCUUCUCAGGGUUUGUGGAUGUGGUGAUGAACUCUUCUGUUUUUGAGAAAUUUGGAGCCCGUGUGAUAGGGCUGCACGAUAUUGGAAAAAACUAACAUUGCCGUUUUUUUUUAACUCUGCGAUAUUAAAAAAUAGAGGAAUUUUACUAAAACCUGAAUCUCACUUUUUGCUGAAAUCUUGAGGACAGUUAACCUGCACUGAUCUUUUAGUGAAUGUUUUUCUCUUGUUCGUUACUCAUUUUGCAUUCGUUGUUGUUAUUGGUGUUGUGUCGAGAAACACAUCCCCACCGAGAACUGCAUGCACCUCUCAAAACAUGCACAGCUUAUAGUCGAGUGGUCCAUGAAAAUGUCCAAUUUCAAACCCAUACAGUUCUUAUUUGUGGGGCUAAACAGUGAUGAGGAAUGUUCCCAAAGUAAUUCUCGGUGGAUAUGAGUUUCUCGGCACAACAUCGACAGCGCCAGCGACUCACUCCAUGUGUGGGGGCGUGGUUUCCUCCUCUCUGGUUUUGAUUGAUGGCUGGCAGGCUAGUCUGAUUGGCAACUGAGUUACGAACGAACGUGAUUGGUCUAUAAUUGAAAUUAGAUGAGUUCAUUCACCUCCAACAUCGCAGGGUCUGCAAUGUGACUAUUGCCAUGGCGAUGCUCAAACGAUCGUGCAGCCCUACCGUGCGAUGAUUUCCACUCCAGAGUCCUGUCUGUUUUUAAUGCCUGAGAGCAGAAGACCAGGACCAUCCAGUCUUGGUUUUGGUCUUUGCAGAAGGAGGCUAGAGUAAGGCAGUGAAUCUUACCUCUCAUGGAGUCACAGCAGAUGUGAAGCAGUCUGAUAAAGUCCAGCUCAGUCUGAGAUGUCCUUACAGGCCACCGUACCGAGGAUUUAGGCCCCUCUGUUGGUCCAUCUUCAGACUCAGGAUAAUUACCGAUCUAAGAAUGAAAAACUGGAUCAGGUCUGAUUUGUUCUUCGUGAUGAGCCGCUGUCACGACCUCACAGCUUCUGAAGCUUCUUCAGAGACUCAAUGACUCUCCAAUCAGCUCCUUUCCUCUCCGACACGAAGCUCCGAGUUAACGAGUCUGAGAGGAGGAACAUGUUAGACCAGGUUCAACACAGUCAGGACUGACUUUGGUUGCUGUUUCCAAAUUUCAACCUUUGACGUUUCAAAGAGAAGUUGAAUGAAAUCGAGAUGCUUUAUGAGACGACUGCAGGAUGUGAAGUUGAUUGUUCAUGCUCCACCCUGUGGUGAUUUAAAGUAAGUGUAGUGGAUCAGAGCAGUGACCCGACUCUGAGGACUUUUAUUUUGGAGGUUUUGCAGCCAGAAAACUUAAAGUGGAGAAAAUGACGGUAAAAUAAAAACAGAAGAAGAAGAGUCUCUUCUUCUUUAACUCAAUCUCUCUCUCUGUGUUAUCGUGUUUAGCUGUCCCUGUAAAUGCUGAAUAAACAUCGUUUGUCCUCAAACUCACAUGAGCUCCAAACUGGAAUAAAUGAACACAAACAGAGUAUAAGAGUUUCUGUGUGUUCAUGGUUAAAGACAGUAAAUUGUUUCUAUGGAAACGUCCUUAAGAGGACAUACAAAACCUCCUCAACAGCCUCAAUAUCAUGUUUUUGGUUCAGCAUGAAUGUGGAUCAAAAACUGUGUUCAGAUUUAAUGAAACGCUGUCGGCUGUGGAGGGUCGUUCAUGCAGAUUUUAAGAGCCAAUCAGCCGCAGCGCCUGAGUCCUGAUGAAGUGAGAGCAGAACAAUCAGCCGAAGCAGCAAUCAUCGUCUGAGAGCGUUAAUGAGCGACCCUGCAGGUGUGUUUCCUGCAGCUACAGCGGGAUGAACGUCAGGGGCUUCAUAUCAGGACACAAAGAAGAUAAUGAGUGUUUUUUUUCACCAUCUUUAUACAAAAGACAGAAAAUGAACCAGGAUACGACUCACUGAAACUGCAGUUCCUCAAGUGUCCACCAGGGGCUGGUCCCAAAAGUGACUCAGUCACUUGGAGCCCGUAGAGUCAAAAUAAGCCUUUAUUUAGAGUCUUUAUUUUUUUGGUUUGUUGUCAGACUUUAGAUAUAGAUAUAAAACAAAACAGAUCUGUUCAGAAUAAACAAAAAAAAUGUCUGUAAACUUUGUAAAGUCAGAGGAGUCUUUUUAGAGUCAUAAGGUAGGACUUAGACAUCUGCCAAAACUGCAGUUCCUCAAGUGUCCACCAGAGGCUGGUCCCAAAAGUCAGUCAGUCCCCAUAGAGCCCCAUGUUAAAACCUUUCCAGUAAAAAUUAGCCUUUAUUUAGAGUCUUUAUAUAUAUAUAUUUUUUUUUGUUUCACUUUUUUUUUUUAAACACGUCAGACUUUAGACAAUAUAGAAAUAAAACCAAACAGAUCCCCCCGGAAUAAACAAAAAUGAUGUCAGUAAACUUUGUAAAGUCCAAGAGGUCUUUUUUUAACAUAAGGUAGGACUGAGACAUCUGCCAAAACUGCAGUUCCUCAAGUGUCCACCAGAGGUUGGUCCCAAAAGUGACUCAGUCCCCAUAGAGCCCCAUGUUAAAGCCUUUCCAGCAGAAAUAAAAAUGUUUAUUUACCAGUGAAGUCUCUUAGUUUGUUUCUUUAUUAAUGAUGUUUAAUAACGGGCUGAACUCACCAAUUCAAAUUAAUCAAUAAACAGUGACAUGAUGUGUCGCCGUGACAACCAACAUCAUCAUUUAAGAGUUUGAAAAAAAGUGUCAGUUAAGAUUUAAACAAUCCAGCGCUGCUCGGCGCAGCACCAUGACUCAGAGGAUGAAAAGGAGUGGUCCAAAGACCGACCCCUGAGGGACUCCUUCAGGGACCGUUAGUGGGCUGGAGUGUCGUCGUCGCCCCCCCACAGACUGAACUCUGUAUGGAUGUCGUGAACCUUUAAAACGUGGAAACAGUCGGUGUUCUCCAGAGUUCUGGAGACUAAAUAAAUGCAGCAGAUAAACCCGAAGAGUGUGAAAUCCCAGCGGCUGCUGCAUCCUUUUAUUAUUUUAUAAAGAUUAUCGAUUUGACUCCAGACCAUUAGCUUCAUCUGGAUUUCAGACCCCCCCUCUCUGCUCCUGAGGCGUUGAAUGAUCACAGUACUUAUAUCUCACCCCGCUGUCCUCCAUCACAGCUCCCACUGAGGACACUUUGGACAGUCCUGUCAUUUCACUGACGCGCUGAAAUUGUCCAAGCGUGUUGUUGAAGAUGAGCGAAGAACGGGGGGCUGACGGCGGGGGUCAUAUUUUCUCCGGACGACAGAAUGAAGCGAUCAUUUGUGACGGAGCGAGAGCAGAGAGACGAGUCAUUAAGAUCCUGCUGGUUUUCACAUUUUACAUUUCUCUGUGAUGGAGUCGAUGGAGCAGAAACACGAGGCUGAGAGAUGCUCAGCUCCCAGGAUUUCAGUGUGUGUUUCAUUAGCAGCUCUCUCUCUCUCUCUCUCUCUCCUCAUAACUACACUUUCAUAUCCUCUCUCUAUCAUCCCUCUCUCUCUCUCUCUGUGGUGAAGGUUUCUUCUCUCUUCUUCUGCAGGUUUCAGUCCUUCAUAACGACAAAACUAACAGCCGUCUCUCUCUCUCUCUCUCUCUCUCUCUCCUCUCAGACGCCUCCCGGUAGUCAUGACCCAGCAGAUGCAGAACCUGCAGCUGGCUCAGACCAGGAAGUGUCCCGGUGGGCCCGCCUCCCCGAGCGCCGCCAAGCGUCUGUACAGGAACCUGUCGGAGAAGCUGCGAGGGAGCACCUCCUCCUUCGAAGACACCUACUUCUUCAGCAAGACGGACCGCCUACGCAAAGCCUCGGUGAGUCCAGAUAGGUGGACUUGAUUGGACCCUGAGUGGUAAUAGUCUAGAUGGAAUAGGGGGUCCACGCACAACCCCCCAAGGUUUUUUUUUUAUUCUUGAAGUUUGAAUUUCCAGGAUAUUCCAGGUACCAAACUGAAUUAAUGUCCGAAAGGUUUCAUUUUUAACUCCAACUCAAAAAUCCAAAUAUAAGUGAGAUAACUUUUGAUGUGAACAACUUACGGAGACAAAUUAACACAUUUUCCCAAACAAUUUUGACACAAAUAAUUCAAUUAAUAUUUAUUUUUAAUAUUUGACAAAAUCUUGAUUCUGUUUUCAUUUAUUAAUGCCCAAAAAAUUGGCAGAAAAAGCUCAUUUGGCAGCUCCUCAUAACUAAUACUUAAUCGUACUAAAUCAACCAGAGGAACAGAUACUUAUGUCAGAGCUCCAGGUGGGCCACCCAGGUCCAAAAGUCUGGACACGCCCCUGCAGAGCAGCUCAGAGGAACCCGAAGGAUCUGAGGGUCGCCGUGUUAGUCCAACGAAAGCCGCAGGAAAACGUCUUUCUGCUGAUCGUUAAAGAAUGAGAGAAACCUUCAACUUCUGACCCGGAAAGACGGUAAAGAGGCGACUCCAGAACCGGCAGAUAACAGUCAGUCAGAGGGUGACCCACAGCCCCUCUGGACUCGGGUUCAGGAUCAGGAUUUUCCCUCACAGAGGACUCUGCUGAUGGAUAUUUAGGGUUUGAAGUGAUCAUGAAAAAUAAAACAAACACACAGAGGUUUUUUCAGACGCGGUGGAUGACCACGUGAACGGCGGUCUCUUUAUCUCAGGUCUGAACGCUGUCACGAUCCCGUAAACAGAAAAACUAACGAUUUUAGAAACUCCUGGUUCAUUCGUCGGUUUACUGAGUUUUUAAUGAUGAUCAGAGAUUUAACCAGCAGCAGGUUCCUGUGACUCGUUUCAGACACGGGUCCAUGUGUCCGACACACGGAGGGAUCGAUACAGAUCUGCUUUGGCUCUUCUCUAAUCCCGUUAACAUCCUCGUCUCCAGAGGCUGAACUCUUCGUCCUCGCCCUUCUCACGUCCUACGAUUCGACCCGAGAGCUUCAUGGUUACGUCAUGAAAUCUCUGUCCAUCCUCGCUCUGAAGGAUUCAGAUUUAUUUUCUUCUUCAGAGGAGGAGGAGGAGGAGACUCUUACUCCUCAUGUCCUUCUACUUCCUGUCGCUCAGGUUCAUCCCGACCGACGGUGUUACAGGUCGUCCUCUGAGUGAGUGACAUUUACAGAGCGGACAUGAAAGAGAGAGGAAGAGGAGGGAGAGAGGAAGAGGAAGAGACCAAAAAUGUGAAGUACAGUAUUAAAUCUGUCAGGGACUAAAGGUUGGAGUAUAAAUUAUAAAUAAGAGUCAAUCAGGAGUUUGUGAUCGGAGAAUAAAGGAGACGGAAAGAAAGACAAACGUUUAAGUAACAAGAAGAAGAAGAAGAAGAAGAACUUUAUCGAUCCCUGAAGGGAAAUUCAAUUCUCUGUUGUCUCACAUAAUAUGUCUCUAAAAAUUAUCUAAGAGUUAUAAAGUCUGAUGUCUGUUGGUACCAAAGAUCUUCUGGAUCUUUCUGUCCUGCAGCGAAGAGAGAGGAGCCGUCCACCACCACUGGUCCUUUGGUCCAUCAGGGUGUUGUGAAGUGGGUGAUCCAUGUUCUUUAGGAUAGUCUCCACCUUCCUCAGUGAAGAUUAAUUGGAACAAGACACUUCAAGACAAGACAUGACACAACAGGAUACAACAGGAUGAAAUCUACGAUACGAUAGAGGAGAUAAACCAGAAGCUGUGAGGUGUAGCAGAGAGGAGUCCAAACUCUGUAUUUGGAGUCUGUUUAGAAAAUCCUGGUUCUGAUGUGAACAAACGGGUCAUCAAACUGGGAUCUGCUCAGUCAGAAGGCUAAAACCUCCAGGAUGUGUAUUUGGAGCGUGGCAAAUAGGUUUCCAUUCUAAUCAAAGCAGCGAAGCGUACAGGACGAGUAUCAGCUCCGUCGCAGCGUCGCACCGAGAGCAGCUCUGCUAAAGAUACGCGGUGAGUCGGUUUUUGCUGCUCAUUCCACACAGAGAUCGUUUCAGACAGGAAGUCAAGCAUGAAAAACCGCACUAAAACACCUUAUGUGAACUCCUGACUGUGUAUCAGUUGGUGUAGAUGAGAAAUCCUUCCUGGUUCUGGAUUUAUCAGUAACACAGAUUCUGAUGGUCGAUCCCUGAUCCAUGUGGACCCAACAGGACUUUGACCUGCUAACUCUGUCUGAAGGGAACAGCAGAAAGGAACAGAGUUUACUUUAUUAAACACCAGGAAACCUGCAAAAACACAAACUGGAAAAUCACUUCAAGCUUUUUCACAGACAGUCGAGGAUCAACAGUCACUGAAUUAUAUCAGAAUUAUCAGGAAAUCGACCACAGAGAGGAAAAACAACCUGCUGUGAGUGUGUUGUCUCCUCUAUACUGAGCAAAUACAAAUACGCUGAUCCUGUACGAGAGACCCAACGCUGCUCUACGGAGCAAACACGGAACAACGAGCUAAAUAUGGAUCCUGUAUGAAGGUGGGAGAUCAUCCUGAGUCCAUGUAGAUCCUGAAAACCCAGACAGGCCCAGGUUUGGGGUUUAGAUGUUUGUGGUCAAACUCAGAGCUGAAUCCAGGAUGAUGGAGUCGUUCAUGACAACCUGCAGCUGAAUCUCCUCACCUGUCCGUGUGUGUGUGUGUGUGUGUGUGUGUGUGUGUGUGUGUGUGUGUGUGUGUGUGUGUGUGUGUGUGUGUGUGUGUGUGCGGCGGUGCAGUCUUUGUAGUUAUAGGACAGAUGGACACUCAGAGGUCAGCGACUGAUCUAUAUGGACAGGAUGUUUGGAUCUAUAUUCAACCUUUCUAUGAUGAGGAGAGGCUUCAAACAGAACCUGAGGCUUCAGAUCUGCAGGAAAAACUCGGACUUUCUCUCUUUUUUAUCCUCCACCGAACACGUGCAGAAAUCGAACAUGAAACCACGUCAGCUCCUGCAAUGAUCGAUCGAUUAAACGUUAUCCGCACAGAAAUUAGAUGGCGAUUUUUUAGGUAAAUGUCAAAGACUGUCGGAGGUUUUAAAGACAAAACAAACUCCUCCUGCUGCUGCUGUCGUCUCUCUGAAACCGCUCUGUCUGUGUGAAAAAAGGACGGAUAUUUACAGGAAUGGAGAGUUUCUCUACAGAUCACUGUUUGUCAUCUGCAGACAAAAGAAAUGUGUGGACCGUUCUGGUCUUAACAUUCGGUAAAUAGAAGCAUCGUCACACAUUUGAUAAAAACCAAGAAAAGUUUGUGGUCGUCACGGUAACGAUGGCGUUAUCUCUGAGGACUGAGAGGGAAACUUCUAUUAAAGGUCCUGUCAGGAGUUUUUGACUGUAAUAAAUGGACCUAAAUUCAGAACAAUGUUUUUUAAUGGUAUUUAAAGGGGAAACAGGACCAUCAGAACCUGGAUCAGUAUUUAGUGGGCCUGUUUUUACUGAUCCGGAUCAGUCAGGAGGUUUAUGACCACGGCGUUCUCAUCCGCGCUCUGAUGAGUCUCAUGUCUGAAAGUUGAAUGUUUGUCUCUCUUCUUCUUUUUGAGAGUUUCUCCCGCUCAUUAUGAACUUUUCUGAGCGGAGGAAACUUUACAGAAAUGUAUUCACCCCAAAGUUCUGAAGGUUCUUCCAGAGCGGGGAAAAGUUUCCACGCAGAACUUUGGAAGAUCUUCUGCAGGUUCUAAGAGUCUGUUUGUGUCUCCUCCUCCGUAGACCAUGCAGGGCAGCGACUGCAUCUUCGAGGCGGUGGAGCAGCAGGACCUGGACACGGUGCAGAUCCUCCUGUACCAGUUCUCGGCGGAGGAGCUGGACCUCAACACGCCCAACAGCCAGGGCCUGACGCCGCUCGAUAUCGCCAUCAUGACCAACAACACGCCCAUCGCCAAGCUGCUGCUGAAGGCCGGAGCCAAGGAGAGUCCGCACUGUGAGUACGCCGGAGAGGGGCGGGGCUUAUUCUCCUCAUUGGCUGUCAUCAAUGUCUUAACUUACCUCGCGUUCAGCAUGGAGGACCUCGAGAUGUCUUUUUAGAUUCAUGUUGUUUUUCUCGGCUUUUUCCCGGUCGCAUUUCUCCCCUUUUUCUCUUUUUUGUUUUCCACUUGUUUGAAAUUAAAGUCUGUCCAGAUAUUAUUUCUUCAUUUCCUCCCCAACAACCCGACCAUGACACCAACUCACCCAAAAACGUCUUUGCCCCCCGCAUCUAAAAAUACGGUGAGUUAGGGGAUUGAGGAAGUGACGUUGCAGAGGAAACAGAAAACAAGAACAACACGACUGAACAACUUCGUCUCGAGUUUUAAUUUUAUGAACCACAUUAAGUCUCUUUUUUAUUCGUCAACAAUACUGCGUUAUAUAUUUAGUUAUAGUUAUCGUCACAAGACCACCAUUUACGUUUCGUCUCGUCUCGUUUUCGUCACGUGAUAAGGAUUGUUGACGACAAUAUUACGAAAGGAACACAACUGUUCUGGUGUGUGAGGAGACAGCAGUGAGGGUGUCCUCGUCUUUUGGCGUCCAUAGAUCAGUCUCACCUGACCACAGACCGUUUUACGACCAGCGUGGGUGCAGGACCUGAAAUUGAAUGGAGAAUCACAACAUUUCACCGUACACUUAAAUGCUGUGUUCUCGGUGUUUGCUCCUUUUUUAUCAGCUGCACAGAAAACAGAGAAAACAUAGAAAUCAUGACCUUACAGGCGGUUUUUCACGAGCACUAAAGAUGUGACAGCUCCGCCUCCUUUUUGCUGCGAUCAUGUUUGACAAAGACGUUUCAUAAACGCUCUGAUCAGCCUGACAAAUUCAGGUAAGGGUUAAUUCACCGUUAAGGAAAGACUCUUUAGUUCCAAGAUAACUGUUAGGAUGAGUUUCUUUAACCCGUCAUAUCAGCCUUUAGAGUGUUGGAGCUGUGUCACUCAGAUACCUCAGACACUUUGGUGUUAGAUUUUUUUUGGUGUUUGUUUUGACCUCACAUGGAUUUCUCUUAGGGUCAACUAAAUAUCAACAGUAUGUUUAGAGUUGUGGACCGCUGUAUAUACUCGAACGGUCUUAGACCACUCUUUGCUACACUUGAUGAAGCUGUAACCAGGAUCUGCAACCAGUAAAGCUCGUCAAACUGACCCUUCGUGUGGACCUGAGCUCUGCAUCCUUACAAUAACCAUAGAGAGAUUUUCUUCGUCCAGGUUUUGAGCAGCGACUGUUUCAAAUAAAAGUCUUAUUUCUACCUGGAUCAGCAGGAAAAAGACGUGCUGCUGUUUUUCUUAUUUCUGUUUGUGUGAAGAUAAGAAAGAAAGACUCGCACAGACAGACAGACAGACAGACAGACAGACAGACAGACAGACAGACAGACACAGUUGGUCUUUUUGUUCCUCCUCCUUUCACUCGUCUGUAAUCCUGAGCUGUAGAUGACAGACUGAUUAACUUUUUCAGCCUCAGCUGUGAAUAAUGUCUCAGAGGAGAACAGAGGAGAACAGAGGAGCCGCUCUGCUGAUUGUGAGUGUUUAUUGAUCGGAGGAGAAGAAGAACAUCAGCAGGUGUUGGACUGUCUGCUCACUUUGUCGGCUUCUCCACCACAAACACAGUAGAAGGAUCAUUUCACCUUUACUGAAGAUCUGAACCCAGGUUCUGCUCCGUUAUCAGGACCGGCUCUUAUCUGCUGUCCUCCUCUGCAGCUCUGUGUGUGUGUGUGUGUGUGUGUGUGUGUGUGUGUGUGUGUGUGUGUGUGUGUGUGUGUGUGUGUGUGUGUGUGUGUGUGUGUGUGUGAUUCCUGUAUUUCUGUUCAUCUCUGAUCGUCUGCUCGGCUCUGCACGUUUUUCAUCAGUCUGGUCUGACCUUUCAGUCUUAUAGACCCCCAAACUCAUUUACAGGUGGACCGAUCAGGGCUGUUAUUGUUUACGCUGGUUGUCAUGGCGACGCUGAUGUAACUCUGUUUUGAUAAAUACGUAUGAAGGGACGGCGUUAGAGGUUCACACUGGACCUAAAGUUUUAUACCAACACUCCUGAACCCUCCAAAGACAGGUGGUCUGUGUGUGUGUGUGUGUGUGUGUGUGUGUGUGUGUGUGUGUGUGUGUGUGUGUGUGUGUGUGUGCGUGUGUGUGCGUGCGUGUGUGUGCGUGUGUGUGUGUAGGGGGUAAAACAGUGACCACUUUACAGCGGUGGGGCCUCCUGCGUGCGCCCCAGCUUUAACAGUGUUUGUCGUUUAAUGGUUUAACUGUUCCAAUGAUGCAUGUAAUGCCGAGGCAAUUACAGCCCAGUGAUUUAUCGUGGGGGGGCGGGGGACCGCGAGGGUUCUCCUGACGGCGGCGUGGGGACUCUGGGCGGCGGUACAAUCCCACGGUUGUAAACAAACAGAGAGUAAACAGAGGGUCGGUUUUCCCCGAGGGGGGCGCCGCGCUCUGUUUAUGUCAUUCCUCAAGUGCCAAGUAAAUCAACCAGCCUGACAGCACAGAGUGUGUGUGUGUGUGUGUGUGUGUGUGUGUGUGUGUGUGUGUGUGUGUGUGUGUGUGUGUGUGUGUGUGUGUGUCUGUGUGUGUGGGCACUAGGUAAAAAUCUCCAUUACAGACUGAAAGUCCCGCCCUCAUAUUCAGGAUAAAGUAAACAUGUGUCUGAGGCUUCAGGACGUCGGCUCAAUUAGGGGUGGGAGAAAAGGCGAUUUAUUUAAGUAUUCCAAUUUUAAAUAGAUUUUUUUCAUUCAAGAAUCGUUUUUUUUUUUUCAAAUUUAAGAAUAAAUCUUAAAAACUGACUUAUAUGUUAUAUGUAUUUUUAGGGAAAAAUGGUUCCUGGAAUAAUCAGCAGACAAUCAUUCAACUGUUUGACUGAUGUUAAAAAUGCAGCAAGAUUCUUACACACCGGGAACGACGAAAAUAUACGACAUGAAAUUACGAAAUAUUCUGAGGCGAAUUUUGAGGCGCCUGACUGUACACAUCAAGCACGAUGCGAUUUUGCGACUUAGAAACGAGAAGAUUGCCCCAACAGCAGACUGAGUGUUUUCAGCUCUGAUUAGACUCUAGUGUUGAGAUGUCUGUCUGUCAUGAUAGCAUGUACUGAGUCGGGGCCAGUACCAGAUAAACACAUGAAACUAUAGUAACAACCGUUAGCUUACGUUAGCACAGAUGAAAGUUAAAACAAAGACGUUUAUCAAACUGUUAAAGCACACAAACCAUCGUCAUAUGAGAAAUCCGACUCUAUGACUCUCCACAAGUCAUCCUUCAGGUCGUUAUCUUUGUAAUAUUUGUGUCUUUUAUCAAAAAUCACUCUGUUCUCUGACACGUAAACAAUCAGCCGGUCGGCCAUGUUGGAUGUACUGGUGAAUCUGACAUCGCAACAACACGCAAUCUGAUUGGUCAGACGAUAAAAUAAAUGCUGCAAUAUCGCAGGACGGGAAAACGUCGCUGAUGUGAACGCUUGUCUUGACAGGAUACUGUCAAAAUAUUGACGUCCGAAAUAAUCGCACGAAAAAAAACGCUCCCAGUGUGAAAGGACCUCAAAAAUCAAGAAAUCGACAAUAUUGUAGAAUCAUAAUUUAAAUCGACUCGGCAUCCAAAAAAUCGUACAAAAAUCGAAUUGAGAGAAAAGCAUAUCAUCCCAGCCCUACUGCUCAUGUACGAAAAAUGAAAAUUAGUAAUCACUUUAAAACUUGGCGAGUUCUCCAGGAGAGCUGCGCUAUGAUAAAGCCCCACGUAUGUAAUAAAUCCUGUAUACUAACCUAAAGUCUUAAUAAAAACUUUUUCUCACAAAAUCCAAAAAUCUCUCCAAACUGAAAAAACCAAAAAGGUUAAUUAAAGAUUCAGAACACGGAGCGAGAUUUCAACACUCUUAUAGGUUUAAUAAAAUAUUGUUGCUCUCAGUAAUUUGAUAUUGACGUGAGAGCAGCAGCAGCAGAGCCUUAUCAUUACUGUAAUUAUUCUAAUAGAGGGGCACAGAUGAGCUCUGGGGGAGUAGAGGGAAUUAAAACGAUAAUGACUGUCACCAGGAUUAAAAAGUAGACGGUGAAAAUUGUUUUUUUCACUUCAGACAUUUGAGUUUCAAACCUGGGACUUUUUUUUUUUUAAUGAAGGUCAUAAAAUUUCAUCAAUUGUGUUCGUGUUUCAUCUUUUUUCUGAAUAUCUUUGCAGUUAUUUUUUAAUCAUCACAGUUUAUCUUUGAAUAAAUUUAAAACAUCCCUGAGAGUCCAGAAUAUGAAUAAAAGCAGAAAUAUGAAAAAUAAAAGUUUAAACUGCUGAAUAAUCUGUGUGUGAAAUAAAGGAGUUAAACCGACUCCAAACAAACUCAGAGUUUGUUUAUCCUUCAGUUUUAAAUUCACGUUUGUUUGUGAAGAUUAAAGAUCGUAUCAGAAAUAUUAAUUCUAUCCACUCUGCACGUGUGUGUUUGUGUGUGUGUGUGUGUCUCCUGAGCUCACCUUUGUUGUGUGUAUUAAUUUACGAGACCCCGGAGCCCCUCCAGGAGUGAGUGUGGCUCUAUAUUUAGCCCCCCCUCCAGUCUCGUCCUCUCUCUCUCUCUCUCUCUCUCUGUCUCUAUCUCUCUCUCUCAGACAGUGUGUUCCUGUGUCCCUGCGGCUAAUUUACAACCUGUCCAAUUAGCUGUCAUUAGCAGCUAGCCGGGUUCUGACAUGGCGAGCAGUAAAGGAAAUGACACUGCUGUUACCAUCGGCAACCAACUGAUGGAGGUCGAUCACAAAAAGGAAAAUUCUGAAGUAUGAGAGAAAGAAAGUUGAUUGAUUUUAAUGGCCUUCAGCAUGCCUCCUGUAGCACACUCACUGUCCACCAGGGGGGCUGUGGACUCGUGUGUGUGUGUGUGUGUGUGUGUGUGUGUGUGUUUGCCUCUUCUUCCUCCUCGUCUCGGUGAUGUCGAGCGUUGCUCCUUUUAUGGUCUUGAAGUGUUUUGUCGUGUUCUCACGUGGACUCGGCAGCGUCGCUCUUUGUCUGCUGUGAAACAUGUCCGACCUUCACCUCUCCCGGCCUUGACGGAGCUGAACCUGCUGCUCACACUCCUACACACACACACACACACACACACUCCUCUCUUCAGGCACACUGAAGGUUGGAGCUGCUGGAUCUUCCUCUGACGCCGUUUGGCUGAUUUCAGUUUUACUUUUUAGAUUUGUGGUUUUCUGUUAACUCUUAGAACGCUGCUGGAUCGCCGGCAAUCCCACAUGACACCAUUAAUAUCAUUUACAGUUUCUCAGGAACUAUACCGUGUAUCUCUACGGGAUAAAAAGCGUUCAAAAGCUUAUCCUUUUGGCGAUCUAUCAAGGGUUUUCAGACAUUUCUACACCUGCCACAAGGUUUACAAUCCAGCCACAAAAACAGGUGUUUGAUCAGAGACGUUUGAUGGUAAAUCCACAGUGAUAAACCGGUGAAAACAGGAUUAUUUAUCAGAUUGUUGUGAUAAAAAAAAAGAUAGCUAACACUAAAUGCCGCUAAUGUCUUCUGGGUUUGAUAAGUGGUGUGUCCCAAAUCGCAUACUUCCAUACUAAAUACUAAAUUAAGUAUACUAAGCAUACUAUGUACUUCUUCUGUCAAACUUUUGACCAAUUACAUGGUCUCAUAUUCUUCUUCUAUUGUUCCUUUGACGGUAGUGUCCAAUAAGAGGCGAGAAAGUUCCCUGCUUGUCUGCGAACCAAAAAUAGAAAAAUAUAGCUAGGAGUUCGAAGGGUUGGACUUCUACUGAAACCUUACAGACCCCCCAAAAAAAGUCCUCUAUCAGACCCAGCCUCCGUAACUCCCAACAUCUGAGUCACCACGUUCAUCCGGCGCUCCUCAGGGCUCCGUACUCGGACCUGUUCUGUUUUCUUUAUGUCGUCAUGAUCUCUCAGUGUUUGUCCUGAUUUUGAUCGUCUGCGUCGCCAAGUGUCCCAACUGUCUCCUCUGUCUCCUGUUUUGUGUCGCAGUUGUGAGCGUGGAGAGUCGGGAGGCCCACCUGAGCUCUCUGGUGGUGGAGGCGGAGCGGCGGGCGGCCGACCUGGCGGCUCAGGCGCAGAGGGACGGUCUGUCUCUGGAGGCGUGUCAGAAAGACAAACAGCUGAGGGCGUGGGAGUGGAGGAGCAAACUGUACAAACGCAUGAAGACGGGGUUUCAGCACGCACGUCAGUACACCACCGACUGUGUUUAUGAAUUAAAAUGAUUAAGUAGAGAGUUUGGCAGCUUUAGGGUCACUUCAGGUCCGGAUCGUUUCCACCAAAAGGUCCGGUUUGGUUCGGUUCUUUCCUCUUCUGUUAAGAAUCUUUCUGAUGAUACUCUUGGCCCCUGCUCAGGUGCCCCGGAGGCCCCGUCGAUGGUCCGUCUGAGCGUGAGCAGUAGCACCACGCUGACCGUCACCUUCCAGGAGCCGCAGUGUCUCAACUCCACCGUGGUGACCAAAUACAGAGGUGAGGAGACCCACAACAACACACACACAGAGACACACAAAACACACAUUUAAAGAGCAGACAUGUCGGAUCGCUCUCAUGACCCGGUCCAUGAGAGUCCUCCAAAGGUUCUCUGAUUAUCUGGAGAGAGAGUCUGUUCAUUUACAUUCAAAUAAAUCCAUUUAUCACAGCUCUGUCCUUUCUGAACCUUUAAAGGACGAUGAGGAUAUAAACCGAGUCAAAUAUGCUGUUGCUAUAGUAACUCAAAAUCACUGUCUGACCGUGAGUGAGUUUCAUUUAAAUCCGUGUUUCUGUGUAUGAUGGCUCUGUUCAUAGAGAUCUCAGAGACGUCCUUCGUCUGUCUCUCAGUGAUUGGUGAUAAUAACGUUUAAUACAUCAUUUUUUUAAGUUCAUCGUCUUUCAGGAGGAGAAAAAAAGAAAUAAACUCUAAAGGAAAUUAACUCUGCAGAUAAAAAGGAAAUACAUAGUUAAAGUGACAGUUAUGGGUUUUUAAGUGCAGAUCUAUGAGUUACAAAUUAUUAUUUUGUGUUUGAGCAACAAUAGAUGUCUGACAGGGCGACUCUGUCACUCUAAAAACCAUGUGUUAAAGACUGUUUUUGUCAGGAUAACAAGAUGAAACCAAGACAUGAGGACGCUCUAUAUAAAUGAACACAGUAACAAAGACGUGAGGGUGAUCUAUAUAAAUGUACACACUAUGAUCAAGUAAAAGGGCGCUCUAUAUAGAUGUAAAUGUUCUAACAAGAUGUGUGGGCGCUCUAUGUAAAUGUUAACUCUGUGACCAAGUAAGAGGGCACUCUUUAUAAAGGUAAAUGUUGUAACCAAGAUGUGAGGGCGCUCUAUACAAACGUACACACUGUGACCAAGUAAAAGGGCACUCUAUAAAAAUGUUAACACUGUGACCAAGUUAGAGGGCGCUCUAUGUAAAUGUUGAUACUGUGACCACCAUGUUAAGGCACUCUUUAUAAAUGUAAACCCUGUGACCACAAUGUGAGGGCGCUCUAUAUUUAUGUACAGACUGUGACCAAGACAUGAGGGCGCUCUAUAAAUGUAAAUGUUGUAACCAAGAUGUGAGGGCGCUCUAUACAAAUGUACACCCUGUAACCAUGACGUGGAGGCGCACUAUAUAAAUGUACAUACUGUGACCACGAUGUGAGGGGCGCUCUAUGUAAAUGUAAACACUAUGAUCAAGUAAAAGGGCGCUCUACAUAAAUGUUAACACUGUUACCAAGUUAGAGGGCGCUCUAUAUAAAUGUUUAAUGCUGUGAGCAUGAUGUGAGGAUACUCUGUACGGUUUAAAGCCAUGGCUUUAAUUAAUCAUCGAAGCGCAGACUUGUCAGUCAGUUUUAGGGUUUGACGUUCGCGCUUGUCUUUCCAGGCUCAGACCAACUUUCAUGAAAGUCUUUGUCGUCUUCUUGGAGGAGGUCUGAGCAGCGUCUUUUUCUCUGCUUUGGUUAUGAAACAGUUUCCCUGAUCCAGCAGUAUUUUUCAUAACCUUGAUUUAACCAGGUUAGUCCCAAAGAGAGACCUGGCCGAGGUUAUGAUGCAGUAAAAAGAGACAAACUCAGCUCGUGCUGCUAAACGCUGUUUCUGCUGCAAACCUCUGGGGUCCCUGAGACAAAGCAACAGUUGAUCUGAGACGGUCUCCUCCGACUUUGAUCCGCAGGAAAAACUCGUUUAAUGAGUUAAUAAAGUCUGUUUUCAUACGUCGUCCGUGAAAUGAGCCUGUAGUGAUGCCUACAGAGUAAUUGAAUCGUCUUUUCAGUGCAGCUCUUCUUUGUUUCAUGCUUUUUAAAUCUCAAAUAUUUGAACCCAUCUUCAAACGUCUCCCUUGGGCCUCGUGUGUGGAGGCGGCUCCGACUGAAUUCAUUUUAAAAUCCUGUUUGUUCUGAGAAUAAAGAGGAGCUUGAACUCAUCACUAACUCCAGCUGAGGCUCUGAAACGACUCUCUGAGUCUGUUCAACAAAUCCUUCACAGCCAUUAGGACGAUCAAACCUCCACUUUUCAAGACUUUGUUCGUAUCUGAUGACUGCAGGUGUUUCCUAAAUAUAGAAACCAGGACUCAGAGAGGACAGGCUGUUGAACACGGUAUUUUCUAACAGAGAGAGAGAUGUGUAAAAAGAGAUGAAGAGAGAUGGAGAGACAGAGAGGAGGAGACGAUCAGAGACACCCCGAGGUCCUGAGCUCAGAAGGUUAACGACGGUUUCCUCGUCUCAGGAGGAACUAUUGAUUUUUUAAUAAAAGACAAAACCAACAUUUACCGCUGACAGGGCGCGGGUACUUAUCCUGUGUGUGUGUGUGUGUGCGCGCACGUGUGUGUGUGUGUGUGUGUGUGUUACAGUGGAGUGGAGCUGCCUGAAGGAUUUCUCUCUUCUCGCUGGAGAGACGGUGUUGGAUAAUCUGCAGAGCCUGAAGUGCAUCAUCAGCGGGCUCACCACGGUAACAGCAGCAUCCCUCCUCCCCCGCACCGUCUCCUCUCCUCACACGCAGAGUACACAGUGAUGCUGCACACACACACACACACACUAGCUCGUCUACAGAAACACCAGAUCCUCCUCUGGUCCAGGUUUUACUCGUUUUGUUUGUUAAUAGGUGACCUGAAGUCCAAAAACUCUCACACAGCACGCCGGCUCGGCUCAAACUCAGAGGCUAACACACGUAUUUCUGCUGAGAAGGAGAACAUCUGUUGGUUGCAGACGACUCUGUUUAGAGCCAACUUUUCAGACUCGAACUGGUUCUUCAGAGAUCUGUUUGGGGGCUGAAAGAACCAGUUCUUGAUCUGGAUCUGGACCACAAAAACGGGUCCUGAAUUCAAAGAUUCAGAACCAAAAUCAAGGUUCGAGCUCGAGUCUCUUCAGGUCGUACUCACUGACCGCUUCAGUUUAAUAACUUCUGGAUUUCAAAAUAAAAGCACAGUUUUACAACGCAGGAAAUAAACCAACCUUAAAGAAGUCGGAAACACUCGGCAGUGUCUUCUCCAAACUCCAAAGAAUUUGUGAGAGGACAAUAAAGACAGACAGAGUAAAUUACAGAGAAACGUAGAAUAAGGUGAGUUAAAAUUACAGUUAAAGUUAAGUGUAGAAGGAUUAUAAUUUUAAAGAUAAUAAUAAGAUUAAAAAACUUGUAUUUUUCAGGUAAGAAGGAUCACAGACAGCUUGAGGAGGAUCAUACAUGAUCAGUGAAUCUCACUCAGUCGGUCCUGUCUCCUCUGCUCACAGGUUGAAUCAGCUGUUUUGGACCUUACCUGUCGUUGUGUUUGCACCUUCACAGGGUCGGCUUUACUACGUCAGAGUGUCGGCUUAUAACAUGAGGGGCUGGGGUCCUCCCGCCUCCUCCCUCCCUCCGUCUGCUGCUCCCUCCAGUAAGUUCUUCAGACUCCUCUUUCCCUCAAACACAUCCAACCUAACUCUCUUUUGGAAAGGACAACUGAAGUCCAGUCGUCCUUUUUAACGAAGAGAUGGAAAUCCUAGAUGCUGCAUUCUAAGUUUUAAACAAUAUCUCCAGGUUUAGGAGCAACAUCUGCGUCCAUCCAGACACUGACUUUUCCAGGGAAGACCUUCAGAUGAUCCAAAACCACAUUAAUCGGAAUAAGACGAUAAUUCUGUUUUCUCGAGUGUCAUGACUGAGUGUUGAGCUGUCAUGUGGUCCAUCUUUGCAGGCUCUGGUUCUGGUGGGUUCAGAGGUUUGUGAAACAGGACCAGAGGAUCCAAGGACUCUUAGAGAAUAAAGCUCCUCUGUGUCUGAAACAGGAAGUCGAACCUCACCGUGUUUGAGCGUUUCCUGUCGUUAAUGUUCUCGCUCAGCUCGAGGUCCUCGGGCUGGAACAGCAGAGUCAUCCGCCCGUCACGACUCUCUUUCUCUCUGCACAUUCAAGCACCGCGGCCUUGAGUGUGUGUGUGUGUGUGUGUGUGUGUGUGUGUGUGUGUGUGUGUGUGUGUGUGUGCGCAUAUGUCAAAAGCAGAGGACUGAGUGUGUGUGUGUGUGUGUGGGUGUUAAAAGGGAACAGAGAGUGAAAACAUGAGUACGACUCUGAAAGCUGUUAUUCCAGCCUGUAGAGAUGUUUCACAUAAUCAAACACGCCUCUGUCAGCCUCAUGGUGGUGCUACAGCAAAGGCCAGAGGUCAACAAACACUGACAGGGUUCAGUUUAUCAGAAAGAAGAGGUUAUUUUUUUAUCAUCUUUCACAUGAUCAGAGUGGAGGAAGUGAACGUGGGCGGUUUUUGUACUCGUCUGUUUUUCAGCCUUAAAACGGUGAAUAAAUCCAACGACUGAAUCCGGUCAAAUUCAGGAGUCGUCUUCAGACAUGUCAGUUUGUCCAUCCUGAUUUUUAAAGAGCUGUUUCUCCUUCAUUCCUGUUUUCAGAUUGGAGAGAGAGCGACGGGCGGGAGCCCAGGAGGCGGGGCCACAUCGAGGCCAUGGAGCGUCUGCUGCAGCAGGUCCGAGCGACGCACACGCACUACUGCUGCGGAGGUGAGGACCUUAAAAAAACUUCUAAAACUUCUCCUGAAGUUUUUGUCUGAAUUUGUUUUUCUCUGAGAUAAAUAAACUCCAGCUCAUCAAAUCAAACAGCCGACAUGAGAUCAAGAGCAGAAACAUGGCGGGUAAACAGAAGGUCAAGAUCUUCUGAACAAGAUCUUAACUGAAGCUUCAAAUCAAUCCCAAGCGCAGCCUCAUUAUCGAUGCAGCGAUCUGAGUGGGCGGGGUGUGACGUGGUUCGGUCUGCUGUCUACGGACAGAUGCAGAGUUAGGAAAAAAACCCAAAACAAACCUGGCGAGCCCUCCAGGAGAACCCAGUACCAGGUCCUGGGUCUGUGUCUGCACUGACCCGGGUUGUUGAAGCAGUCUGAGGUGAAGUGGUCCACAGCUGCAGGUUGUGACUCGAUCUCAGAGUUGGUAGCAGCGUGAUGGCGGUAGAAUGUGGCGAUGUCCAGCGUUAGGGCUGGUGGGAACAACAGUGUUGUGGGUAAGUGCUUUCCUGACAGUAUAAUACCGUUAAAAUCACACAGUGGGACGCCAGUGUCACCGGCGUUUUUCUCAAACUGCGAUCGAUCAGAAGAGCACUUGAAGGUACUUUAGCUCCCCUCUCAGUCUCUAAAGGUUGUUUCCUCCUUUUGUCGGCGUCUGAUCCUCUCCUAAAAGAGCUGCGAACCUUUAACGCGUAAAAGCGCUAAAACGGUUUUAAGGUCGCUCUCAGACAGUUUUUUGAUGUUUCUCUUCUUUAAAGUCUCCUAAAUUAUCCUGUCAGAGUUUUUUUAUCCUGUGAAUGUUCAAAUAAAAGGCAGAGAUGUGUUCAGACUCAGGCUGUAGAGUUUAGGUGUUUUUUUAAACCUCAGAUAGGAAGUCGAGGAAAACCUCAGCAGGUGAUCAGAGUAAAGUUUGUGAUGGUCGACCUGUUCUCCAGCAGACAUGAUUAUAAGAUAUUAGUCAGUAAAAAAGUUAAAGAGCAUCAAAAACAAGAAGACAGGACACGAUCGAUACGGCCUCAAUAUCAGGCAGUUCAACACUGUAUGACAAGAGGGUAUACUUGAUAUAUGAUAUGAUAAUAUCCUCUAUAUGAUUAAGACUGUAUGAUAUGAGGAUAUACUGACAUGAUUAUAUACUAUAUGUAUGAUAAUAUACUCUAUAUUACAUGAUAAUAUAUUCUAUAUGAUAUGAUGAUAAACUCUAUGUAUGAUAAUACACUCUGUACAUAAAAAUAAACUCUAUAUGACAUUAUAAUAUACACUGUAUGAUGAGAAAAUAUACUCUAUAUGUUAUGAAAAUAUAUUCUAUAUGAUAUGCUGAUGUACUCUAUAUAUAAAAAUGUACUCUAAAUGAUAAGAAAAUAUACUCUAUAUGAUACGAUAAUAUGCUCUAUAUAUGAUAUGAUGAUAACCAUCAUAUGAUAUGAUGAUACUAUAAUAUAUUCUAUAUAUGAUAAUAUACUCCAAAUAUAAUUACGUACUAUAUAUGACAUCAUCAUAUACUCUAUAUAUGAUAAUAUACUCUAUAUGAUAUGAUUAUAAACUCUAUGUAUGAUAAUAAACUCUAUAUAUAAAAAUAAACUAUGUGAUAUGAUAAUAUACUCUAUAUGACAUGAUAAUAAACAUCGUUUGAUAUGAUGAUACAAGAAUAUACUCUACACGAUAUGAUGAUAUGAUAAUAUACACUACAUAAUAUGAUGAUAUACACUAUAUGAUAUGAUAAUACUCUAUAUGAUAUGAUAAUACAUACUCUAUUAUAUGAUAACAUACUCUAAAUGAUAUGAAGUUAUUAUGACAUAUUAUGAUAAGGUUUACUACUAUAAUGUGUUUUAAUUGUGUUUUUGGUCAUUUAGAAAACGCACCUUCACCUGGUCAAAGUCUGAGACAUGAUGUAACCUGGGCCGCUGCCAGUGCAAACACACAUAUUUCUGUAUAUACUACACACACACACACACACACACACACACGCACACACACGCACACACACACACACACACACACACACACACACACACACACACUCAGCAGUAAAUCCUUGUAGUUUUUCUCAAAGCUGUAGAAAUAAAGUGUAAAAGUAAAAAUCCUUCAUGUCUUUAACUCGAUGUAAAGAAAGCUCGCUCAAUUCAGCGUUAACCCUGAAUGUUUAUGAAUGUAAUGUAUACCUUCAACAGUGUGUGUGUGUGUGUGUGUGUGUGUGUGUGUGUGUGUGUGUGUGUGUGUGUGUGUGUGUGUGUGUGUGUGUGUGUGUGUGUGUGUGUAGGCUGUAUGUUUACACAACUUAUCCUCUGUGCCAGAAAUAAAUGUGUGAAAUUAAUCAGAGAGGUACAAAGCCGGCUCUAUUGAGGGUCCAUUAGUGACUGGAUCUCUUAAUUUAUGAUGUGUGUGUUGGACACACACACACACACACACACACACACACACACACACACACACACACAGGAGGCUGUGUGGUCGGAUAGAGAAACACACUCAGACACAGCGUCAUGUUCUCGGCUGGUUUCUGUAGAACAAAACGAUCUGAAGAAGUUCAGCUGACUGUCACUGAGAUCUGUUUAAAGGAGCAGUCUCAUGUUUUCUCCUAAUUAGCAUGUCUUUAAUUAGACCUGAUUAACAACAACAACACCUCCUGUGUGUGUAAUCAUCUAUCAGUUAGACCCUGUCUGUACUUUAGAGCACAGAUGACGACGACAACAACAACCUUCAGCGUGUGAUCAGUGGGAGUUUUCUGAAAGUCGCAGAAACAAACUUUUUAAAACACUCGCUGAUUCGUGUGUUUGUGUGAUUCUCCUCUCACCUGUCCGCCUCCCUGUCAGCUGUCAUUAUGAAUGUUUCAUGAACGUGCGACGGCGCUCAGACGACAAACUCUAACAGAGACAUUAAUGAGACAUCAGAGCGGCGAGCCGAAACCAAACCUCGUUAAUCAGCUGCGAGCGUCUCCAACCAAAACUCCUGUCUUUAUUUAUUCAGAGUGACGUUCAGCUGCUGUCACAUUAUCCACCUGUCAGACUCUGUUAGCCUCCAACACACCCCCCCACACACACACACACACACACACACACAGCAGCCUUUUACUGCCGCACAGAGCAGCUCGACCUGCUGCUGGAAUAACAAGCCCACAGUGUGUGUGUGUGUGUGUGUGUUUGUGUGUGCGUGUGUGUGUGAAGCUGGAGGCGUCCUGAUGACGUCCAGGUCGACCUGCCGCAGAGAUUUUCCUCUGACAGCCUCUAAAAGGUGAUUUAAGGGUUAAAGGUGUGUCAGACCCUGCGGCGGUGGCGGCGUUGGUCGUGGUUGUGUAUCUGUCUGUAGUCAGAAUGGCGAGCUCCGCAGACGUCUGUUUACAGGACGCUCGUUAUGUGACGCUUAAUUAGCCGGAGUAAAAAGGCCGCUGUGGUCUGUAGAUUGGCAUCACAGACCGCCGUCCUCACAAGGGGGGAGAGAUAGGCGGGCGAGCGAGGGAGAUAAGGAAGUCAGAUCUGUAACAUGGGAGAGUGACCCGACCCCGCUGACCCCGAACACACGGAAGAACGACCACAUGUUAAGUGUUUGGACCUGCGUUAAAAACUGAUCCAUCAGAACCAGGUUUCUCUCAGAUGAGUAAACUUCCUCUUCUUCUUCUUCUUCUUCUUCUUCUUCUCAGACACCUCGAAGCUGCAGAACCCGAGCAGGAAGCAGUCGGUCUCCAGGAGUCUGAAACAUCUCUUCAACUCCUCCAACAAGUUUGUGAAGACGCUGAAAAGGUUCGGAGAUCCGUCAGAGUCAGGGUCCUGAAAGGAGUCCUCCGUGAGUCUAACACCAGUGUGUGUGUGUGUGUGUGUGUGUGUGUGUGUGUGUGUGUGUGUGUUCAGGGGGAUCUACCUGGCCGCCGUGUUCUACCACAAAGACAGUCUACUGGUGACGGCGGAGGACCAGAUCCCCAUCGUGGAGGUGGACGACUCGUACAGCAGCUCCCUCAUGCAGGACUUCCUCUGGUUCACGAAGGUACCGAUCAACACUCAGGUGUUCAAACAAAGUGCAGGUGAAGCAUAUCAAUAACCAGAUUGGUCUGUCAGUCAUGUGACCGUCAUGGUCCUCCUCUGGUUGGCUGACAGACUGUCAUCGUUCAGUAUGUUGAAAAAUCAUAGUUUAGUAUAAUAUGAUAAAAUCUCAUAUUUAUGUUUGAUAUAAAUAAUUGCAAAAAUUGCAGCGUAGGCUCGAGCUCUAAUGGUUUAAAAAUGAUCCGUUAUGUCACUGAUCAGCUCUUUGCUUUUGUAGAUCAUCAUAAAAAAAAACUUAACUUGAAUUUGAGUUAAUUUUAAAGAUGUCAAAACAUCAUCACUGGAGCUUUAAGUUAAACCAAAAUAGACUCAGUCUUGAUUCUGACAACAGUGUGGAUCUCGUGGACCAGAACUUUGAGUGCUUGGAGAUUUGUGAAAACAAAAACCUCAAGAAUGUACAACUGUUAUUUCAGCUUCAUACUCAGGGACAAAAACCACCUGAUGGUCUGUAAAACCGUCCGUGUCCACGUAUAACAGAUGAUCUGAAUCUGCGUUAGAUAGAAAUGAAACAGCCUGAAUCGACAUCUCUGGUCCAGCCGUGAAGCUUUUCUUGACUCUCUGUCAGGUUUUCCCCUCGGAGCUGCAGUCUCCUGUUUUUCAGAGGAUCAGGUGUGAAGUCUCGGUUGGAUCUCAGACGUGUUUUUGAAUCCGACCGCCGCCGCCCCCGAACGCUGCUUUUAUGAGGCCCUAAAGUUUAAUAAGUGUCUGCAUGUGUGUGUGUCUGUUUGUGUGUUUGUAGCUGUCCUGUAUGUGGGAGGACGUGCGGUGGCUGAGACAGAGCAUGUCCGUGUCCAUGUCGUCGUCCUCCACCCUGCAGGCCCGACACAAGAUGCUCACCGCCGCCGGACAGAUGCAGGUCAGCCGCAGAAAACGCUCUUUACUUCAUUACAUCAGAAAUAAAAGAUCUUUAAAGACCAGGAUCCUGAGGGUCUCUGUCCCCGCAGAGCCUCCUCGGGACUCACAACCUGGGCCGCGUUCACUACGAGCCCAUCAAAGACCGCCACGGGAACGUGCUGCUGGUGACGAUCCGGGACACGGAGAGCCAGCACUCGCUGUUUAACGGGAAGUGGAUGCAGGUGACCAAACUUCAGAGCCAGAGGAAGAGCCUGUCCACGCCGGAGGAGCCGUACGCCCUCGACAUCCUCAUCAUCACCAUCCAGGUAACCUUCAGAACCACGGUCAGAGCGAUAAACCCAAACGCAGACGGACCUCUGACCUCUGACCGCACAGGUAUCUGUCUCUCUGUCUCCGCCCUGCAGGACAUCCUGGCGUAUCAGCGGCGCAGCAUGAACCGGCUGGCCCCGGGUCUGUACCUGGGUUACCUGAAGCUCAGCAGCUCUGUGGACCAGAUCCGAGUCCUCGUGUCCCAAAGGACCCCCAACAUGCUGUGUCACACCCGAAUACGGGACAACGGCAACGUGUCCAAGUACGCCAUCUCUCUCUCUCUCUCUCUCUCUCUCUCUCUCUCUCUCUCUCUCUCUCUCUCUCUCUCUCACUGCUUCUUCAUCAGAUCUGGAUCUUAAAGUCCCCGGCCUGAACCUGUCCCUGUUUUUGGGGGUAGAAGGUCUACACUGUCCGUCAUGUUCUCCAGAGUUCUUGUCUGUGUCCCGGUUUUGUUCAGGGAGGAGUGGGACUGGAUCCAAACGCUGUCGGCUGCAGGAGAUAAAGAGGGCGAGGAGGCGGGGCCAAGGCCGGAGAGCCACGCCCCUUUACUGUACUAUGAGCUGCAGACGGCCAUCAAGUCUCUGCUGAAACACAUCAACCUACCUCUGCACCAGGUAACGCCCACUCUGACACAGCUGGAGCGGUUCUGACCUCUGACCUGGUCUGACCUCCUGGUGUAACGCUGAUGACCUCUGACCUUCUGUACGCAGGCCCGUCACUUCCGUCUCUACAGUCAGGAGGUGGUCGAGCUCGGUCACGGCGUCUCCUUCCUGCUGCUGCUGCCCGCCGCCGACAACGUUUGCUCCGCCCCCGGACAGUCCAACCCCUACACGCCGCUGUCAGGAUUCCUCCACCUUCCUCUGCAGAUGUUUGAGCUCGGUAACUCACACACACACACACACGCACGCACACACACACACACACACACACACACACACACACACACAAAUCCUCCUUGAAUGAAACUCUUGGACGUGAAUCUCAGCGCUCUCACCAAACCUCUCUCAGAUUUUCACUCAUUUUCACUCAGACUUUCACUCGUCCUGAUUCGCCGUCCUCUCACAUCCAAAAGUUGUGGUUUUCGUGCGGCAGGAGGACUCGGCUCACAGCUCAGAGCGAGCGAGAUGUUCUCCUGGCGCUGAAAAAACCCUCACAGAGCGGCGAGAAACACGACGAGAACGUGCAAAUGAGCUGCUGAUCAGACGCCAGAGUCCAUUCAAGUUUCUGCCAGAGAAAAAAAAUCUGAGCGCGGAGAGUUUGAGAUUUCUGUCAGUCUGGACUCGUACCGUGGACUAUGACGACCACGCCGUUAUAAAUAAAGAUGAAAUCAUGAAGAAGAAGAAGAAGAGAGACGCUGAAGAAGAAAACUUUAUUUAUAUCAGCAGGUAAAAAAACACUCUUCUUCUUCUUCUUCUUCUUUAGUCCAUUUCUGCACCUACAAAGAGAAGUUCAUCAGUCUGUACUGCCGCCUGUCCUCCGUCCUCGACCUGGACGCCCUCAUCACCCAGCAGGCGUUACGAGAAGCCAUCACCGACGGCGAGGUGACCACGGCCAAACAGAGACACCAGCUCAUACUGGACUACAUCCAGGUGAGGAACCGCACCUGCACCUCCUGUUUUACACACACAGAAGGGACACAUGUGCACUGAAACAGCUGAUCGUGAACAGCUGUUUGUGUGACGAUGAAUAAAACAUGAAUGUUAAAGACCUCAGUAUCAAUAAACCACGGCGUCGCGUUCAACUGGUACAGUCUGUAUUUCUUUAUUCCUUGCUCCCAGUACUGUGAAACUAGAAACAUACAUAAUAGUACUUAAAUAAUUGAUUUUUUUAAACACAAUUUCACUAUUAAAACAACCACAAUGAUAACAUUCAAAACAAUUUCUCCCCCGACAUUAUCAAGACCACGCACGAUCGCAAACAAAACACGCCACUCAAAUUAUUUCACACUACCUGCCUCUCUUCGCCUACAAAAGGUGCAAACUGGACCAAAAAAGCCUCUUGUACUCGACCCCAGAUGUAUGUAUGUACAUGUAAACGCCGAGCUAAUUAUCACAGACAGUCGGAAAACCUCAGUUCAACUUUCCUUUAAUUACACUGACUUUUAAUCUUUUCCUCUCUCUACAACAACCCGAUCAUUUUCGUGUGACAAACUGCCAUUUGACGUCACUAUUUAACCCCUUUGUCGGUGUGCCGACCCUGAAUGUGAAUAACCAGCUUAACUGGCCACCAAAUCAUGUUAGGAUUAAUAACUUGGCAACACUAAAAGCUGUCCUAACAUGAUUUUCAACUCGCUAAAAACACUCGGUCUGCUGGUGGCCGAAGCGAUCAUUCAGUUUCUCCAACUUGAACCUUGACCUGGCGGACCAAUCUGUCAGGUCCUUCGGUGGCCUCCACCACCCGUCCGAAGUGCCACUGAUUUCUUGGAACAGUGUCCUCCUCGAUAAUGACAACAAAAUCAUGGCGUCCGAUCAUGGUGAAGUUUUUUCUGCAGAGUCAAAGAAAAGACGCAAACGUAGAAGAAAUUACAGAAACACUUCCUGAAGUUUCUGUUUUGACCACAUGAGAGAAGUUUACACCAAACUUCGUCAGAUUAGAAAUGUUCGAUCUUUGCCUGUUUGUGUAAAAGACGGACUGAAACGUGUCGGACUCACUCUUCGAUAGAGGAGCUGCUCUGGGAUCAGUUUUUAGGAGUCCGUCUGUGGUUUUAGAUCCAUGAAGUCAGACCUGGACCGUCAGAAACUGUGAAUGUUUCUGUGCAGAACAGAAAACUUCAAAACGAUGAGAGACUGAAUCUCAUUUUAAUCAUCGCUGAUUUAUUUUUACAGACAGAGAAACGUUAAAGAAGGAGCGAGCGUGAAAACAAAGAGUCAGCGCUCCACUUUGAGACGUUUAUUGAUGCCAUAAAGUCCGACUGCUGCCACCAUUAGCCGUUAAACUGCUUGUUUUUCUUUGGGUUAAAGAAGUUCACAAGUCCACAAGUACCAGAGCAAACUCGUCUCUCUGUGAAGAGUCACCGCCGCCGUUAAUGGAGACGCACCGCAAAACCACACGGGCAGGCGCUCUCCGAUCGCACGCUGCCAGACCCGUGUGUGUGUGUGUGUGUGUGUGUGUGUGUGUGUAACAAUCUGUCUGGCUCUCUGUCUGCCGUUUUAAUGCUCGGAAAAAAGCAGCCCCCCGACCACAAAUUACUCCGAGAGGGAGGGGGGACGUCAGGGGAAAAAAUAAUACCAAUCAGAGCACAUGUGUGUGUGUGUGUGUGUGUGUGUGUGUGUGUGUGUGUGUGUGUGUGUUAGUGAGAGACAGUAAAAUGUUGAUGUGAAGAGCAGAGGAAGAGAAGGUCCACGUCUGUCAACACAGGGACUUCUAUACUUGUGAGGACCUUCAGACUGCUCUUAAAAUGUUCAGAAAUGUCUCACAGCUGAGCAAUAACUUUUUUCCUUCAGUUUUUAAUCUGCUGAAAUUUUAGAAAAUUCCUCUCAAAGUGUAAAAGUUGAAAUAAACUCUCCGUCAUCAGUUUUUUUCUUUUAUUAAAACUUAUUUAGUUUGAAAAGAUGUUGAAUUACAAGGUCCAACAAACAAAUGUGACUGAAAAUCAAAACUUGUAUCUGAACACAAAUUUAAUUUCUUAAUAAAAAUGUUCCCAGUCUUCUUGAAAGGCCUAACUUAAUUCAUUUAUUCAAAAAACUGUUCACAUUUUCUAAGUAAAUGAAUAAAGUGUUUUUUUAAGCGUGAAAUCUCCAGUUGUAGAAAAAUGUGCGUCUUUACAAAAUAGUGCAGCUUUCAAUAAAACCUCAUCCUUUUGAAUUUUGAUGUCUCCUCUGUAUUAAAUAUUUUAUCCAAGUUAACCUGUUGAAUGAAAAUAUUCUUCUUUAACUUAAAAAAAAUAUUUUAAGUAGAUCUUUAAAACCUUGCCUCUGAAAUAUCUCAAAAUAUCCUUUACCUCUGAAAACAUCAACUUAAAUUAACCGGAAUUGUCUCAUAUUUUCCCACCAUUAAAAAUACGAUUUUUAAAAGGUCAUUUUUAAAAUUAUUUCUUUCAUUAAUUUUUUGUUGAGGAACUGAAAAAUGUCUUUACUUUUUAGGACACUAAGUUUCAUUUUUAAACGUCCCCACAUUCAUGGUGCCGAUUUUGUAUCAGUCCUCAGACAGAUAGAAAAACAAGUUGAGAUACACACACACUUAGAUCAUGUGAUCUGGGAGGUCCUGACACCGUCUGUGUGUGAGUGUACGAGUGUUACAGUGAAAGUGGGUUAGGAUGACGUGAUGCCGUCUAAUUGGACAGUUUGUUUAGACUCACCACAUGUUCAUCAGACAGAUCAGGACUGUCUGCACACGUGUGGUUUCUCCUCACACUGUCACUGACAUGAAAACUUCAGAGCUGUUAGAAAUGAUAAAAACACAGACAGGAAAACAUUAUUAUUAUUACUAAAACCAGGAGACCUUGUGUGUGUGUGUGUGUGUGUGUGUGUGUGUGUGUGUGUGUGUGUGUAGGAUGAUAAAUGAGCUUCAUUACAAAUUCAUUAUUUUUCUGCUCUUCACGUCGUUUAAUGUCGCUCUUCUCAUCAGUCCAUUAACCAAACCUUUUUUUUUUUAUCUCUAAGUUCAUUAGAUUGUUCUUAAAAAGACUGAUGAGAAUAAGAACAUUUUACAGACCAAACCAACCAGACCUGAUAAAUCUGGACUUUUUACCUUUGACAGAUCUACUCCUGCUAACUUCUCUACCUCCACACAACCCAGGUCCACUAAAACUGAGACUGAUCCUAGACCAACAAACUGUAGAUGAGAGUUAAGUCCCAGUAGAACUAGUGAUGCACCGAUCAGAUAUUUGGAUCGGAUAUCAGCUCCGAUUUUGACAAUUUAUAUUAACUGGAUCGGAUAUCGGAUGAAUGAUGCUGAUCCAGCGUUCCAAUCCUGUUUUGCUGUUACCUAAUUUUUCUUUUAUUACAUAGAAGUCUGACUUCUUUUUGCUGUGUGCUAAUGUGCAAUUUGUUAAUUUGUUGUUAAUAAAUAAUAUUAAGUAAAUUCAUAUCUGUGUUAAUUUGUGACUUUUUUUUUUUAAGCUAAUGUCAAGCCUUCACUGAUGGACGAUGAAGAAAGUCUCUGCUGUAGGUUUUCUGUUCCUGUGCGUCGGCGUCUCUGACAUCCUAAAGAAGUGGUCGUUCAUACUCAGAGGGUCCACAGACAGAAAGCAGAUGGGUUCAGGGUCUGAGUGAAUUCAUAAAACAGUUUUAGUCAAACACAGUUUCUGAGUCUGAACCACAUUUAUUCAAACUCCAUCUGAGAGCUGAAAUUUGUGCGUCUGACCCAAAGUUCUGGAGGGAUUAUCCACCAGCACACUCCUCUCCAGAGGAUCGUGUGUUAGUGACAGCUUGAGUCUGUCCAUGAUCUUCUGGAGGCAUUCGUCUUCACGCUGGCGUCACGCAGAGUGAACUCUGUCGGGAACUGAUGCGUGAUCCGCAACACAAAACCGUAAAACACGGCAUGAGGUCUGUGGGAAGUGACGCUGAGCAGGGAGAUCUGCUGUUGCUGCAGGUCGUCCUUGGAAACCUGCGAGUAUCAGUCUGUGUAUCUGACUCCUGACGCUGCUGUCAGACUCUGACCAGCUGCAGAUGUGUCUCUGCUCCGGAAAGUUCUUUACUACAUGUUCACAGAGGCGGACGGAGGCGGCGAAUUUUCCUUUUUACAGCAGGACCGUGGAAACGAGUCUGAAACCUUUGUCCGCUCUCCGGUCCUGCGAUGUCUCUUCAUCGAAUCAUCUCUUUAUUAUUUAUCAGUUAAUCAGUCCUGCACCGCCUCUGAUCGCCACAGGAGGGCGCCUGUAACACACAAGCUGCAGGAAACACACAGUGGAUCAUAUCAGCAUCACCUCUGCCCUCUGCUUCAGGCCGACCUCAGUAAACAUGGCCGAAAAAACAUGGCUGACAGCAAACAUAGUGCAUGCACCACGUGAUCGUCGUCGUAAACUCAGAGAAACUUCCGGUCUCCUGAGUCCAAAUCCAGAAUGGCGCCCCUCUGCAUCAGCUGAAAUUUCGCCAGUUCUAUCUUUGGACUUGUAGCGUGUUGUGUUAGCCGGUCAUGCUAACGUUAGCGGUGCUACAGUCUGACUUCAGUCACUGUUCCUACCUGAUCCGUCCCGGAAGUGAAUUUUUUUUUUGUAGGGUGGUAGGGAAAGGUCCCGCCCUCCUUCGCCUCUGAUUGGCUAGAAGUGCUGGGCUCUGAUUGGUUAUUCCUUAUGGCUUUGAAACGUCAUCGUCUGUCAGGUUAGGGUUAGGAAAUUCAGAAGUGCGAUAAUGUUCAGUUGGAUGUACAGAGCCGACAGCCCGUGUUUGGAUUGAGCUUGUGAUGACGUUUCCAGCUUUUCUAGCCAAUCAGAGACGAAGGAGGCGGGACUUUCUUCUACCAUCCUUCAAAAAAAAUUAGCUUCUGGGACAGGUCAGUUAGCGACAGUCGCCUCAGAGUGAUGUCUUCCUCAGCUGUAUCAUCAAACUCAGCCCACAGUUUUGAUGACUGUCAGAAUAACGAGUGAGAUAACGCGCCGUUAUGGUCAUGUGACCUCAUAAACCGCCGUGGGUUAUUUACAUCACACUUGAACCUUUAGAUAAACUCCAGCUGUGUGUGGCAGCAGACUCUCAGCAGACAGGUUGAAUAAUGUGAAUGUUUGAAGGAAAAUACCAGCGCCGCUGUGUUUGCUGUUGGUAAACAGAGCUCAGGCCUCCCUCUGUGGGACCAGCAGGAAUCUCCUCCGUGUUUUUCUCUCUGCGCGCUCGCUCCGCCAUCGCAGCCUCGGCAUUCUUUCCAGCCGAGUCAUCGCCCCUGUCAGUCUCCCCGCUGUGAGUGUGUGUGUGUGUGUGUGUGUGUGUGUGUGUGUGUGUCUGGCGCUCCUGCUUUCUGUCAGACAGUCGGCUAAUUGCUGCUUAACUUUUGUCACAGUUCGUUCUCUUCAAAAGCGAACACUCAGACGGUUUCUCUCCCACACACUCACAUGUUCUCAUAACACACUCCAACCUUUAAUAGAGGUCAGUAUCAAUGAAAUUAAAGUCCCAGGUGGUGAUGAACGGACGCUCGCUCUUCAGCGCGUGUUUGGACCUGCUGCAGCUCCGGGAUGUUCAGCUGCGGUAAUUUGUGCGAUCGCUGUAAACACGAGUUAACCGUUUAUCCUCCGCCCUUUUACAGCAGCUGGACGAGAUGCGUCGUGACCUCCGGUGGAUCACAGACGCUCUGCAGUACGCUCGCUACAAGCAUCCCCACGGCGGCGCCCCCAUCACCUGUCUGGUGGACGCCAACGCUCCGGAAAGCGACCCCAGCCAGCAGAAGACUGACUCCACCUCCUCCAACAUGGACUACCUGCCCACACCUUCCCCGUCACCGGAGCUGCGCAGAAGGAAAGCCGUCAGCGGUGAGUCGCUAACGUCCAUCAGAGCCCGUUUGUUUGUGUCACAUGACUCGGCGACAGCGUGAACAUUUGACGUUAAUAAAAACUUCUCCCUCAGACUCUCUGCUCGGCUCAGACGAGGACGGAUCCUCGGAGGUUUUCUUGCCGACAGACAGCGACUACGACUCCAGCGACGCCCUGAGCCCCCGAGACCUGGACCUGCUUUACUCACCCCCACAGGAUUUUUCCCAGCAGGCCGUGCACUCGCUGGGUGGGAGCGCUCCAGAUGUGCUCCAGAUCCACGAGCUCAGGUGAGAAGUGGUGGAAACAGUUUACUAACCGACUUUAGACUCAUGAGAGGAGGUGGAAAUCCCGGGUGAGACCUGUUAGAACCUCAGAGUCCGAGUCUCUGAUCCUGGUUUCUGUCCGCCCCCCCAGGUACAGCGUCUGUCCCCCUGCAGACCCCCCCCUCACUCCCAUGGCGAAGGAUCCGAAGUCUAAAGACGCUCCCCUCUCCUCCUCCCCCCUCCUCCCCCACUCCCCCUCCCUCUCCAAGCACUUUCCGUUCUCUACCUCCACCCUGCCGUCCUCCCCCUCCCUCCCUCUCUCCCCCAGGUUCACCAAAGACCUCCCCCUGUCCCUCCCCCACUCUCCCUCGCUGUCCGACACCACCAAAACUCUGGAGGGCCUCUCCCUCUCAAAGAGCCACCAUGAGGGCAUCACCCCCCUGAGGACCCUCGCCAACCCGCCCGCCAAACGCAAACUGCUCUCCAGGAGCCACCGGGGCCAGUACUUCAGCGGGCCCCAGCGCUGGCUCAGGGGCCACAGCGGAGAGAGUCUCACUGGGUCUCUAUCUGAGGGGGUCUACACCAAGCAGCUGGACCAGGACCUAACUCCGCCCGGGGACAGCCCCUCCCCCACCUACGUCAGCAGGAAGGGCCGACAGCGAGAGCCGCGGCCCCACGUACGCAGGAUCUUCGUGGAGCCCUGUAAGGAGCUGUCCCCGGGCCACGAGAGGAGGGGCUGGGAGGAGGGGGGAGGAGGGAAGACGCCCGAGGUGACGGCCGCAGGUGUGUCUGUGGUCGUGGCUCAGGUGGAGUCAGGAGAAGAGGGGGAGGAGUCAGAGGGAGCCGCCACCCAGGAAGUGGACUCAGACGACCAAACGAACUCCCAGGUGUCAGAGAUCCUGAGCAGCACUCUGUAGGUGAGCAGGUCAGUUUGACUCCUCCUCCUUACCUAAGUCCAGUCCUUACUGGUCCAGACAGAAAUACCAAUCCUUUUACUGAACCCUGAUAGGCUGUUGUUCGUAAAAAUGUCGGCUUUGUUUCGCUUUUCCUCACUAAUAAUGUAAAAUAUGUAAAAAUAAAACAUAAUCUUUGAUUUAAAGGUUUCAGAUUAACACCUGACUACCCUCCUCUGGUCACGGCAAAAAAACUAAAACUGCAUCAUGAACUUUUUACAUGAUUAUUAAAAUAAAUAAUGAACGGAAUAGGACCCAGUAUUGACCCCUGUGGAACGCCAUUCAGUAUUUUUAAAAUUAAAGAGUGAACUUUUUCCUUCCUCUAAGCAGGGCUGGACAUAAACUUUUUUCACAUGAGCUCCUACGUUAAAAAAGUAAGGAGCACAAAGAACUUUAGGGGAACAAUGAAAAUUGAUCAAAUAAUAUUUGUCUUAUUUUCCGACCUUAGUACUACUAUUAUAUGAUAUCAAUUUUAGGUGUUUUGGUCACAUGACAUUAAAGCUAUUAAAGACAACAGCCUUUUCUGAGAACAUCAACCGGUAAUUUAUUGACGGUCCCUUAUUCAACACCGACGUUGACAGUGAGGGUGUCGAGUAGAUUUAACCGCGCUGCUGUGGAGAGUGAGAAGACACCGUAAAACCUCAGUGAAUGUUCGUCGAAUAUCCAACCUAAAACUAACUUCACCGCAUAUGUGACCCUAAAUACAUUUUACACUUCGCACACAUCUAUUUUUAGUCGCAAAUGUGAGUGAAACGGUCGCACUGUCGAUCCCUGACUACCCUCCUCUGGUCACUAGCAUAAAACUAAAUUUGCAUCAUUAACUUUUUUCAUGAUUAUUAAUAUAAAUUAUAAAUGGAAUUGGACCCAGUACGGACCCCUGUGGAACGCCAUUCAGUAUAUUUAAAAUUAAAAGAUGAAUUUUGACACUUUUUCCUUCCUCUAAGGUAAUUUUUUAACCACUGGACAGAGUUUAGUCAAAACUAAACAAACUAAACGAUGCCGUGAUUACUUCGUCACUGAAAAGCAGCAUUUUGUCAACAUUAGACAAACCUGAAGUUCUGAGUGUAGUUGGAAACGUGAACUUCAGCUGAUGGGUUUCAUAAAAAUCUUUCUCUCUCUCUCUCUCUCUCUCUCUCUCUCUCUCUCUCUCUCUCUCUCUCUCUCCUCCGCAGUGACAACAUGCUGUGCGUGACCUCUCCUCAGACUCUAAUCUAAAGUUGCUGGUUCAACUCCACCAAGCCUCAGCACCCAUGGCAUCGACUGUUACAAAGAAAAUAAUCAAUGCAACGACAAACCAAGCACUGCUCGUCCGAACAGGAACUUUGCACACUUUGACUCGACCAAAAAAAAAAACAGAAGCUUCGAUUGUGACUUGUACAAAUAAAACCUUUUCGUUUAGUCGAACCCUCAGCCCUGAAUUUAAAGAGAUGGUUUCCAGAGUAUUAUGGAUUCUUUACUUGAAGUGAAUGUACAGCCCGGUCCGUCCCUCCCUCUGUCUGAGGUCUCCUGUGAUGAGUGAAUCUGUGGGUCCGUGAGCUGCUCCCACUGUGGUCGGGUUUGAACCUGUGGUGAUGAUAUUAAAUAUGUCUGAUUGUCCCCUCGCUCACUAAAGACAGACCACUGAGAGUAUUUUUGUAGUCUGAGGUUGAAGAUGUCUUUCUCCUGAUUGGUGGAUUGUCAGGUCUGUAUUUUGGCAUGAAGUCGUCUGUAGCUGUCUGUCUGUUCGUCUGGACUGAAGCUUCGUGUCCGGUUUGUGCCUCUUUGUUCAGCAUGACGGCGUCCGGGGUCAGAGGGGGGUCAGGAUAUCGUUUGUCUGCACUUUGCCCCCCCCCCGGACUCACAUGUCAGUGUUUGUUGUGCUGUUGUGUUGAUUUUUUUGUCUCUGUCGUGCUGCUGCUGUGUUUUUUUCUUUUCUAACAAGCUGCACCAAAAUCUUCGACUCCGGCUGGUGAGUCCGAGGGCAGUUUGAGCAUGCACAGGUCCUCCUCCACAUGUAUGCACGGUAUUUUAACGGUGCGUUUUUAAUGUUUGCACAGAGCAAUUAUGGAAUAAAAGCUAAUGGAGUCUGUUUUUGACGCAGUGGGGCCUUGACUGUGGCAGCUUCUUUCAGUAUCGACUGUAAAAGGUCCGUUUCACGUCCUCAAAAGUGUUGAUGAUAAAAAAAAAUCUGAAGAAUUAAUUGACUGUUUUCUUGUCUGGAUGUGAAGCACAAACUCUGCAGUUUUCACUGAAGUACAACACCUUUCCUUUCCUACACCCAACCCCACCCUCCAGCCGCAGCAGAUGAUUAGCCUAGCUUAGCAUGAAGACUCAAAGUAACGGGAAACCGCCUGUCAGGGUCUGAGCGAAGUUACAUUCAUAUCAACACAAAACAAACUGAAAAAUAUUUACGGCUGUCAAACAAAUGAUUUUUCACAAUGUGUUGGUAGUUAAUCGCGAUUAAUUUCUAAUCGCGUUGUCUUAAUCGUAUUAUUUUUCAUUUUUUUAUUAAAAACAGCAGAAAGCCAUUUAUGAUCGUUUCUUUAUCAUUUCUUUGAGUAAUAAUCACCAUAUUAAUCAUUUUUCAGACGCAGUAGUUCUUCUGUCUUAGCGUCUCGGUCUGAUUGUAUUUCCAUGAAGAAAUGAUCAUACACACGUGGACAAAAUUGUUGGUACCCCUCAGUUAAAGAAGGAAAAACCCACAAUUCUCACUGAAAUCACUUGAAACCUACAAAAGUAACAAUAAAUAAAAAUUUAUUGAAAAUUAAAUAAUCAAAAUCAGCCAUUACGUUUGAAAUGUUGAUUAACAUAAUUAUUUAAAAAAAACAAACUAAUGAAAUAGGGCUGGACAAAAAUGAUGGUACCUCUAUAAAAGAUUGAAAACUAUUUGACCAGAGUGACAUGAUUAACUCAGGUGUGUCCUUUAAUUGACAUCACAGGUGUUUCCAAACUCAUAACCAGUCAGUCUGCCUAUUUAAAGGGAGACAAGUAGUCACUCUGCUGUUUGGUGAAAAGGUGUGUACCACACUGAACAUGGACAACAGAAAGCGAAGGAGAGAAUUGUCCCAGGACAUCCGAAAAAAAAUUAUAGACAAACAUCUUAAAGGUGCAGGCUAUAAGACCAUCUCUAAACAGCUUGAAGUUCCUGUGACAACAGUGGCUCAUAUUAUUCAGAAGUUCAAGACCCACGGGACAGUAGCCAACCUCCCUGGACGUGGCCGCAAGAGGAAAAUUGAUGACAGAUUGAAGAGACAGAUCGUUCGAAUUGUAUCCAAAGAGCCCAGGACAACCUCCAAAGAAAUUAAAGGUGAACUCCAAGGCCAAGGUACAUCAGUGUCAGAUCGCACCAUUCGUCGUUGUUUGAGCCAAAGUGGACUUCAUGGGAGACGACCAAGGAGGACACCACUGCUGAAAAAAAAUCAUAAAAAAGCGAGACUGGAAUUUGCAAAAAUGCAUGUUGACAAGCCACAAAGCUUCUGGGAGAAUGUCCUUUGGACAGAUGAGACCAAACUGGAGCUUUUUGGUAAGGCACAUCAACUCUGUGUUCAUAGACUCAAAAACCAAGCAUACGAAGAAAAGAACACUGUCCCUACGGUGAAACAUGGAGGAGGCUCAGCAAUGUUUUGGGGCUGCUUUGCUGCAUCUGGCACAGGGUGUCUUGAAUGUGUGCAAGGUAAAAUGAAAUCUGACGACUAUCAAGGCAUUCUGGAGAGAAAUGUGCUGCCUAGUGUCAGAAAGCUUGGUCUCAGUCGCAGGUCAUGGGUCUUCCAACAGGACAACGAUCCAAAACACACAGCCAAAAACACCCAAGAAUGGCUGAGAGAAAAGCGUUGGACUAUUCUAAAGUGGCCUUCCAUGAGCCCAGAUCUGAAUCCCA
This is a messenger RNA of Xyrichtys novacula (pearly razorfish), 76906 nucleotides long. Lineage: Eukaryota; Metazoa; Chordata; Actinopteri; Labriformes; Labridae. The record is from the annotation of a GenBank genome assembly.